Molecule: messenger RNA, 48597 nt
Organism: Podarcis lilfordi (Lilford's wall lizard)
Lineage: Eukaryota; Metazoa; Chordata; Lepidosauria; Squamata; Lacertidae
Source: the annotation of a GenBank genome assembly
GCUGGUGUCUUACUGCAGAAAACUAGUUUAUUUACCGUCACGUAAGUUCUUUUUUCAAAGAUUUUUUUGUUUUGUUUUGUGAAUGUGCAGGAUAUAAUAAGACACACAUAAAGAUCUGAGAAAUCAAAAUCCUCAUGAUCUAUUACCAGCUGCUGAGCCAGCUGCUCUAACACCUGGAGCGGUGCACAUGUUGUGCACCUGGGGCGGGGCACCCACCACACUUCCUUCCUCCGCCAGUAUCUAUUACUAACCUGUUUCCUAAUAAUUAUUCACUAUUGCAUUAACUCAUGCCAUAUACUUGCAAGGCUGACACACAAUCCAUCUCUGCCUUCAUACUCUCCCAGAUGAGAUCUUGCAAAUUGCAACAGAGGACCCCGCCUGUUUAAUCCUUUUAUAUUUCUGCAUUUCUCAACAGUGCGUUAGUGUAAUGAACUUUGAUCCCACAACUUUACAAAAAGGGUUCUCUAUGCACAGUAGGGCAAAAAAAAAUUUUCCCCCCUUGCUUCUUUCCAAGAAAACCAAACCCUGGGCAAAGUGCCUGGAACCUUGCACUGCUCUGAUACUGGAGUGGCGUGCCACAGUGGGUUUCUAAGAAGAACCCCCAUAUACUGGAGAUGCAGAAAAGAGAUGGGGGGGGGAGUGGGUAGGGGAAACAGCUAACGACUGUGUGCAUGUGCGGAGAUCACCAGGAGGAGGAGGAGGAGCUAGAAGGAAGCAGGACCCAGAGUCUGCGGGAUCCGUGCACCUUCAGGGGCAGCCAGCGCGUCCAAAGCGCAGAACCAGGGCUUGCCCACCAGGAGGCAGCGCGGAGCUCGGGCUCAUCUGCAGACAGGCAGGCUGGCAGGACCGGGGUGGGUGGAAGGAGUUCCAGCAGUUUGCUGACCCUCAUUCCCAACGCAGGUCGCCGGGUUUGGGCUGACCCCUUUGGCUGCCUGUUGCUCGGCGGGCCGGUGCAGGCAAGCGAGGGAGAGAUCGCGCGCGCAAUUACGCAUCUGCACCCCGAGCUCAUAGGGAACGUCCGCACCGGAGGGGAGGGGAAAGGAGAAAUUCCCUCGUCUCCCAACCCCAGGCGCGCAGGGGACCGACGCGUGGAGCCCAAGUUGCGCCCUGUCCGGAGGGUAGGAAUUUUUAUUUUAUUUUAUUCACGACGCGGCUGCAGCAGACUGUUCUGAGCUCUGCUCGGUUCUGGACGGUGCCUCGUGCGCUCCCCCCGCCCCCACUUGUUGCAGCACCUGCUGCCAUCUAGGUUUUGCCUUCGCAAAACUGAGCUACAAAGGGGGUGUGGUUUGGGGGCGUGUGUGUCUGUGUGCAGAGAGUUCGAGGAACCUCAGCACAGAGAUCGGCUUGCAAAAGCGGAGCGGCGUCUGGAUGCGAAGCAGCGUUGGGAAACUUCUGCGCCCUCGCCUCCGUGCGGAUUCUCCUCCAAGCCCUCUUCUCUUCCUUUUAAGAAACAGAGCGGGAGUUGCGUUGCCUCCUCUCCCACAGUAGAAGUGCAGCAGCUGGCGCUGAGCCACGCCGGGCGAAUUUGACAGGAGAGAAUCCAAAUACCGCCCGAAGGGGAAUCAAGAUGUGCAAAGGGAGCCUCGGAGAGGCCGGUGCCCUCACUGCUUAGCCUCCUAGCCGCACCACCACCACCACCGCCGCUACUUUCGGAUCCGUUUGCCCGCCCCGUCGAACUUCAGGGUGACUUAUAAGCGAAAUGAAAACGAAGGCAGAUGCCAGGGAGCUGUCUGCUUCCGCCACCGUAAUCCGGGAUCGAGCGGACCUUCUUCAGGCGCCCCUCCUCUCCGAUCGCGGCCCCUUUGCCCGACGGGAGACGGUGGAAGCCAUAGACCUGUCUCUGGACGGGCUGCUGUAUCCCAGAAGCAGCGACGAGGAGGAAGAAGAAGAGGACGAGGAGGAGAGGGAAGAAGAGGACGAAGACGACCACGAGCAGCAGUCGUGCCCCCCGAAUGAGGAGGCGGGAGAGAGGAAAGGCGGCGAUUCCUCCUCGCUCCGGGACGGCUGCGGAUCUCCAGUGGACAAAGACGUCUUGGACCGGGUCCUGGACACUUUCCUGGCCCCCUCCUCCAGCCAAGGCAACACGGAGAGCCCCUCGACGUGGCCUUUCUUUGGCUCGGACAUCCCCGAGUUCUCCGGCGCGCAGAUGAGCCGCCGCCCCGACGGGCAAGGCGAGGACGCGCCAGCAAACGCCUCUUCGCUGCCUCCGGCGCCGACGUCACCUUCUCCGGUUGUCGCCUCUUCUUCCCACUGGAAGACAUUCAAAGAUGCGGACGGGCCUCCUUUCAAUAGUCCGAAGGCCAAGGCGCCAGGAUCCGCCGCCUCGGAGUUUUCCAGGGAGGAGCAGGGCUUCGCAAAGCGGAGCUCGACGGAGCAGGAAUCGGACGGCGGCGGCAACCGGGCUUCGUCCGAGGGGCACCCGGGCGUCGCGGCAGCUGACCAGCCCAGCACCCACGGCCUGUUCAACCUGCCCAUCCUCCCUCUCAACCAGGCGUACGUAGCCGCCAGGACCCGGCAGUUGCUGGACGUGGACGAGUACGAGGACAUGGUCCCCUUCGGCGUGCAGGCGAGCACCCAGCUCUCGCCGUCCGGUUGCACCCUCCAGGAUUUUACAAACCACAUUUACUCGGCCAGAGACGGGCAGCCGCCGCAGCCGCCUUACGCGUUCGGCUCCGCCGCGGAUUUUCAGCGCAACCUCAGGAUCAAGGAAGAAAGCCUGGUGGUUGCGGCGGCUAAGAACAAUAGCGGCGGCGGCCGCGGCGGUGGCCGCGGCAGCGGCAGUGGCUCUUACUCGGCUGCCAAAAGUUUGCCGCCGCCGACGGCAGCAGCAGCAGCAGCAGCAGCAGGAGGAGCACCAGCGCCAGCGAUGCCUUGCCCAGACUACGCGCCUCCGAGCGUGGUUCCAAGUGCGCUUCCUCCUCUGCCCAAGAAUAGCACGGGCGGCAUUCCCGAGGCGCCCUGUUCCUCGUUCGAGUCCUUUCUCUACAAAGCAGAGGCUGCAGCUGCUGCUGCAGACGCCGCCCCCGGUGGCCCAUACGGCCCUGCGCCUUGCAAAGCCUCCACCAGCUGCGGGGCGCAGAGGGACAGCCUCAGUUUGCCCUCCACGUCGGGCGCGCAGCCUCCGGUCCUCUACCAGCCGCUUGCCCUGCACGCUCCGCAGCAGUUCGCCGGCCUCAGAGACGGCUUGCCUCAGUUCUUCACGCCCUAUCUGAGUUAUCUAAGGUAGGAGUUGUUCCAGCCUCUAUUUGGGGCGCGCGCGGGGGGGGGGAGUUUUUGUUUUUGUUUUAAAAAGUGACGUUUAGGUGGAGCUUGGCAAAAUUAUUAGGGCCAGUGAGAUAAUUUUUGAGGUGAGUCAGUGUUCCAAUUAUGGCCAAAAAGGUGGCUGUGGGGGCUUGAUCAAAGUUCUACCCCGUGGUAGCUUUCUAAAAAUAGGAAUUGAGGGGGCUGUUGCAAACAUAAGUGAUGUUACAGUUUCGACUUACUUUGUUUUCCUUGUGCUGCGUCUUUGUGCGCGGUUUAGAGACGGUUGGGUUUAAACAGCAUGUAAAUCGUGCAAAUAAAUAACGGUAUUCUUUUUAAAAAGAAAAAGAAAGAGAGAGAAAACUCUGACCCCCUUAUCAUCUGAGUACUGAGUACGAUCUCUCAUCUUUCCACUAAGAAGUCGAUUGUAAAACCAUCUGUUCAGAAAGCUGCAACAUGGGUGCCUUCUGCAGAUCUAGAAAGAAGUUUCAGAAAACUGAUAGGUUCUGUAAAUAAACCCUUCCGAAACACUCUAUUCAAUAUUUUGCUUUUCUGCUCUAUGAAAUAUCUGCACUGUCGAAAUAAUUUUAAAAAUGCAUUGAACUCAUUGACUUAGUGAUUUAAGCAGCCCCACCUGAGACAGGAGGGCGGGCAUGGGGUGUUGUUUAUGAGUACUGCUUACCUAAGCUAGCUGGCUGGCACUGGCUUUCCAAAGCCUCGAGCAAGGGUCUUUCCUCUCCCUUUUAACUGGAGCAAUCAGGGUUCAUAAACUGAUUAAUCAACCAUUUAAAGCUUGCAGCUCUACAACUUACACACAGUCCUGUGAUCCGCUCCUUCAGUGGAGCAGAACAGGGGGAGGGCCUGGUAGGACAGAGUGCGAAUCAUCAUAUUCCGUUGCGCUGAUUUUCAUUAUAGCUAAUUGCAUUGCUUUAGCUGCAUUAAAAUCACUGGCAAUUAUUCCCCACCGAUACACGAUAGCUGAGUAAACAAGACUAUGAUUGUACUGAUUAAAACACAUAUUUGAAAUACAGGGCACUAAUAAUUACAGCCUCUUACUGCCCUGCACAACGGUUUCACUUUCCAGAGUGCCACUUAACUGCUAUGCGUUAGUCCUCUUUGAAAUAAUACAUUCGCUGCUUCUCUUUGACAUUUCCUUUUUUUUUAAAAAAAAGCAAAUUGAAAUGUGUUUUGCUCCCUAUCAGAAGCUUGUUUGAGUCGCUUAGUAUUCAGUUAGUCUCAUGGGCCAAUCGCUGUCCCUCAGCAAAGCCUACCUGAUCUGCUUGCUGCAAGGGAGGGAAACCAGGAGCAAAUUAAAACUACACAAACAAAAAACAUCUACAUUCUGUUCAGACUAAGUUUUUCUACUUAUGGACAGAGUUUCUACAAUGUGAGCAAAAUGUAAGAAUUAUGGAGUGGCAUACGACCUGUUAUUUCUUGAAAACGCAUUCUCACUGUUUCUCCCAAAUAAUUUUUCAAAUUGUAACAAAUGCCGCUUCCCCUCAAAACGGUGGUUUUCAGAAUUUCAGUUACUGUUUGUAAAUAAACAGCGGUUCAUUGCCGGAACGCUUUUCAGAGUUCGCAAAGAUUGACAAACCGUGUAUCAUUUAAACCCCACAAAACUUAUCUUAAAACUGCUUUGUCUGAUAACGCAGCAUUGUUGCCGAUAAAUCUCACCAUUCAAACAGGUGCAGCUGACUGCUAUGCCUUUGUUAGAAAUUUAACAUUAACACGCAGAGGAGGGGCAGCUGAAGAAUAUCUGAUAGAGCACUUCAAAAGUCUGCUAGCUGGCACUCCCACAAAACCUCUGAAAACCUCAAAUUCAAAAAUGCACAUUUCCCGGCCGACAAGGAAAAAUACAAUUUUUGUCCUUAACAUGCAAUAAAUGCUAGAAAUCUGUGUAUCAGACACUAGCAGAAACCACGAAGCUAAGAAUGUUGAAAAGUUAGUACGCUAGCAAAGUUCUUGAAUCCAGCUGGAAAAGUGACACAUAGAGAAUCCUACCUCCAAUGGAUAUUAAAUGCACGGACAUUAGGUAUAUGCCAGCAGAUAGUUGUACUGAGGAAGCUGCUUCCCUUCUGCUUCUUGUUGGUGGAGAAUAUAUUCUUAAAAGGUUCUAAGAUUUGAGACUAGGCUAUAAAGGAAGGCAGCAUCAAAGCGCGCUAGAAGGCUGCAUGGAAAAGUAGAUUGUGCAAUACUCAACCCCCAGCCUGCUUGUGGUCAGCUCAGAUGAAGUUCCAUUGAAGUUGGUAAAUGGUGUGAUCUCUCAGGGCUUGAUUAAUUUGAGGUUUCUUCACAACAGCGAUAUUUCAUUACUAAUGAGAGGAAGGAGGUGCAACGUGGCGCUUCCAUGGGGAAGCGGGGGGGUGGGGUGGGUGAGUGGGUGGGUGGAGGACAGGAUGCGGUCGUUUUUUGGUCAGCGAUGUUACUCCUGCCAGCCCUCCCUGGAAGACACCAUUUAGUGCAUCCUCGGCUGGAGAGACUCAAAGAUCUCACUUGAGGGUGCUUCUGUUAAACUGGGUGAUGACUUGGGCUAUAGAAUGUAUUGCUUAUAGAAUGGUGGUGGGGGAGGAGGCGGGGGUGUCCCCCUAAACACUAGGAACGAAUAAAUGCUAGGAUUUUGGGAUAUGGAUAAUAUAGAAUUGUGCCAAACAAGGAAAUUCAGGGAAUUCCUGUGCUGGCUUAUUCAAGCCAGCCUGGAUGGCUGGGCGAAGAGCAAGUCUGUUAGCAUUAUUUUUUUUUAAAGGUGUUGAUAAACGCAUCCUUUGGCCUGGGGAGUCAGGUGGCACAAAGGUAACUGUGUGUUUGAGGGGGCAGGAAAUGGAGCUUUGAAGCAGGGGUUCCUGGGAGGAGGAGGAAGGGGGGGGGAGCGAGGCUGGGAUCCAUCUUUGAGGAAAGCAGCUUGCAGGGUACUUGUGCCUCUGAAAAUGUGCAUGCUGUAAGGUCUGGACUUCUUCCAUGCAGACGGAAGGUGUAAAUUGGUGAAUAAAUCCUAUUUCUUAAUGCACGGCAGUCUCCGCUGUGUCUUCUAUUCUCCAAAGGGCAGGGCUGGAUUUAGCUUUGAUGAGGCCCUAAGCCAGGCAUAGGCAAACUCGGCCGUCCAGAUGUUUUUGGGACUACAACUCCCAUCAUCCCUAGCUAACAGUACCAGUGGUCAGGGAUGAUGGGAGUUGUAGUCCCAAAACAUCUGGAGGGCCAAGUUUGCCUAUGCCUGCCCUAAGCUGCUGAAGGUAAUGGGGUCCUUUAAAUAUCCAGCUCUCCUUUGUCAACAACAAAUUGUCGCUGUUUUGUGUGUGGAAUAUAUGCUAUAUGGUAAUUUAUGGACCUAAUAGGACAACACAAAACACUGCUGCUGUAUGUAGGUUUUAUUUUAUUGGUUUUUUUUUUAUCUUAUAUGUUGGAAAUGUAUGCCCAGUUAUUUUCUCCUAUAAAAUUUCUUAGGGCCCCCAAGAGAGUGGGAACCCUAAGCUAUAGUUGUUUAGCUUAUAUGGAAAUCCGGCACUGCCAAAGAGACGCAGACCCUGUGAGUGUGCCUGUUGCCUCAUGUGCUCUGCCACUGCUUGGUGGAGAGAGCGCUUAGGUAUGUUGUUCACUGAGAGCAUUUUAAAAGCGGAAUUGCCUUUCGGGUAAUACAACUUGGUGAGGCUGAAGUGGGUUUUGCUCCACGUGGGGGCAGGCUUUUUUUUUUUUAAUCAGCAGGAGUGCAAAGUUCAGGAGCGCUUAAUUUUUGAGGCAGUUUUUGUUUGGUGUUGCGUUACUGUAACAGAACGAAGGAGGAAACAUUUUGGUUUAUGAAACGAUGCAGGGUGCAUAGAAAAUGGAUACAGUGGUACCUCAGGUUACAUACGCUUCAGGUUACAUAUGCUUCAGGUUACAGACUCCGCUAACCCAGAAAUAGUGCUUCAGGUUAAGAACUUUGCUUCAGGAUGAGAACAGAAAUCGGGCUCUGGAGGCGUGGCAGCAGCAGGAGGCCCCAUUAGCUAAAGUGGUGCUUCAGGUUAACAACAGUUUCAGGUUAAGUACAGACCUCCGGAACAUAAUAAGUACUUAACCUGAAGUACCACUGUACAGGGAAGUUUUUCUCCCUCUUCGAUGCUGGGUGGGGAUCAUUAAAUGGAACUCAGCAGAGGGAAAUUCAGGACAGACAAAUGCAAGUAUGCUAUAUGUUUAUAAACUUAAAAUUUUUAGAAUCUAUAAGCAUCUAUACAGUGGUACCUCGGGUUACAGACGCUUCAGGUUACAGACGCUUCAGGUUACAGACUCCGCUACCCCAGAAAUAGUACCUCGGGUUAAGAACUUUGCUUCAGGAUGAGAACAGAAAUCGUGCAGUGGCGGCGCAGCGACAGCAGGAGGCCCCAUUAGCUAAAGUGGUGCUUCAGGUUAAGAACAGACCUCCAGAACGAAUUAAGUUCUUAACCCGAGGUACCACUGUAAAUCUGUAUAACGGUGGCCCCAAAUCUCUUCAGCAACUAUCCCCAUGGUUCCACAAAUUCAUCCCUGGCACCCCCUACCUAACGCUAUAUAGAGCAUUAUUCAAAAUUGUGGUUUGCAUGACCCAGUGAGGAAGAUAACAGCACAAAUAAGUUCAGCAACAUCUCAAAGACCAAAGGUUCCCCACACCAAUAGUGGAUAGCACACAUGUCAGCAACAUGUGGGGAACAGUGCAGUUUUCAAUGUUAAUCAGCUGCACAGGUGAGGGGUGCUGCUCCCCCCCCAUCUUCAUCUUACCUUCCAUAAAUCUCUCCUCCCCUGGUGCUUUCCCUCCACUUGGCUCACAUCUAGUAGGAGGUACUGUACCAGAUGAGCAUCAUGAGUGACAGACCAGAGGGCAGGCAAGGGGAACCUUUUGGCACAUCAGAUGUCGCCGAACUACAACUCCCAGGAUCCCUGGCCAUUGGACACACUUGUUCAGAAACAUCUGGAGUGCCGGACGUUCCCCAACCAGCUGUAGGGAGACAGUCUGUAGGUGGUCUGAGGGCUUUGUUUUUGUUCGUAAAAUCGGACCUCCGGCACUUUAUAUGUAAUUGAUGGAUGCAUUUAAUUAUUAUUAUUAUUAUUAUUAUUAUUAUUAUUAUUAUUAUUUAUACCCCGCCCUCCCCAGCCAAGGUCUGGCUCAGGGCGGCUAACAAGCAAUAAUAAAAAACCAAUACAAUUUAAAAACAAGAUUAAAAUACAACAUUAAAAUAUUGAAACAUUAAAAUAUAAAAAUGCAGCCUCAUCACAGGAGGAGAAAGGAAAAAGAAAAAAGAAAUAGGGGGAAGGAAUCAAAUUGGUUCCAAACCAAAGGCCAGGCGGAACAACUCUGUCUUACAGGCCCUGCGGAAAGAAAUCAGAUCCUGCAGGGCCCUGGUCUCAUGAGGCAGAGCGUUCCACCAGGCCGGAGCCAGAGUUGAAAAGGCCCUGGCUCUGGUUGAAGCCAAUCUAACUUGCUUAGGGCCUGGGACCACUAGGGUGUUGUUAUUUAUGGACCAUGAGGCUCUCCGUGGGGCAUACCGGGAGAGGCGGUCCCAUAGGUACGAGGUCCCAGGCCGUGAAGGGCUUUAAAGGUCAAAACCAGCACCUUAAAUCUGACCCUGUACUCCACCGGGAGCCAGUGCAGCUUGAAAAGCACUGGGUGAAUAUGCUCCCGUGGCAGAGACCCCGUGAGGAGCCUCGCUGCAGCAUUCUGCACCCGCUGGAGUUUCUGGGAGAAACACACUUGCCGAUGCCUCAUCAGUUUUGGCGUAGGGGUGACCUCACAACUGUUGAAGAACCACUGUUUUGGUGCUUAUGGACUUGGAUGUUUUUCUCUCCAGACCUCUGCCUUUGCAACGUUGGCUGUCCCUUGCAAAGUAAGACUUGCCAUUUUUCCUGCCUUACUCAUGAUGCAUUUUUAGGCUCAUUUUUGUUUCCUUUCUCCAGGUCAGAUGCAGAUGCUGGCCAGAGUCCUCAGUAUGCUUUUGAAUCGUUGCCUCAGAAGAUCUGCCUCAUCUGCGGCGAUGAAGCUUCGGGCUGCCAUUACGGAGUCCUUACCUGUGGAAGUUGCAAAGUCUUCUUCAAGAGAGCCAUGGAAGGUACUGUGCAGUGCCAUUCGUUGUCGUGGUCGCCUUAUAAUUAUCAUGGAAUGUGUAAUAAUUAUUAUAUAGAAGAGUCAUAAGUUUUAUACAUUCCUUAUCAUUAUCAUGGUUGCCUAAUAAUUAAUAUGAAAUUGUUAUGGAAUUAUUAAUAUGGAACACAAGUCCUAAAAAAACCUUUAAGGGAUUUGAUUUGAUUGAUUAGUUGCAUUUCUAUGCCACUUUUCAUUCAAACGAACCUCAAAGUGGCUUACAACCAAUAAUUAACCAAAACAUAAUAAAACAUAACAGCACAUCGCGAAUACAGCAUACAUCAUAUAAAAUAAUUAACAAAUUAUCAGUAAAACAGUUGCAAUCUAUUAAAAAAACUUAACGAAACAGCAACUAAAAAAUAAGAUAAACCUCACAAUUAUGGCAAGUCAUGUGAAUAACUUAAGGAUACUUUUCUAGCAUGGUUGUUGGUGUGUCUUGCAUUUAAAAAGGGAUGAGCCUUCUAGAUGUUGUUGGACUCCAACUCAAUGGGCAGGUAUGAUGGGCGCUCCAGUCCAACAACAUCUGGGGGGCUACCUGUCCCCUACGUUGAUUUCAGAGAUUAUUUUCAGUGUAGGAUUGCUUUUGUGUUGUGGUAAUGAUCUAAUGUCAGGUGUUAGGAGAAGGUAACAGGAGCAGGUCAACAACAGCUCACACAGCUUCAGUGAAGUUUGAAGAGACAAGGCAGUUCAGGAGGCCAGGCCUACAGAGCACAGCAAUUCUUCCUGGUAGAACUUUCCCCCCAUGAGGCAGUUGUGGGGACCGAAGGUCCUUGCCUUCCCACAACUCCCUAAGUCUCCUCCUCCCCCAGUUCCUUCCCAAACAAUCUGAGGCUCUGUGGUCUUGCCUGCCUUUGCUCCUUCUUCUUCAUGUCUCUACUGGUCCUGGGACCCAGGGAGGAGGGGAGCUGGUUGCAGCAGGACUCCCUGGCUUCCUCACCAGCCUGCUCCUCUCUCUCUCUCCUGGCCCCCUCCUUUUCUGCCUCUGAUUCUGGACUGCUGUCUGCCCCAGACUCUUCCUGCUCACUAUACCCUGUUAACCUCUUCAACGCCUUUCCCAUCUUCUUCCCACUCUUCUCCCUCCGACCACUCAUCAUCUUCCCACCUCCAAUUCCCUGGCUCUGAGCUUUCUUCCCUUGGGGGGGGGGGUCCCCAGCUGUUGCCACCUACCACUUCUCCGCAUCUAGCUAGUCCAUGAGCAUUUUGUUGUUUGUGUUCUUGAGUGCUUUCAUUCUGAAACUGGGCGUUGAUGAGGGGAUAAUGAGCAAGCAUCUCAUUUGCAUGCAUUGGGGUUGCAAUGUUUGCUUAAGUUAUUGGCUAAAUUAAUUAGGAACAUAGGGUUACCAAACAGCAAGUCAUGGUCCUGCCAGGACAAAGAUUUCAACUUGCAUAAUGGCACUUUUAUUGCUCUCCUCCCACUAACUCCCCCAACAUGUGUUUUGCGGGGAGAGAAGUCCUGUUGCACAAAUAGAAAUCCUUAGUUUGGAAACUGACCUUUACUAAGUCAGACUACUCUGACUGCCAGUGGCUUUCCAGGAGAGUUUUUUUAUAUAUAUUUCUUUAUUUUCCACAAGAUUUAUAUACCACUUGAUUGGAACGAAACCUCAAAACAGUUUACAGAAAGAAUGAAAGAGUGAAAUCGCCAGUAAGAAACGGUUAAAUACAACUGCAUUAUUAAAAACAUUCAGGAAUUAAGGAAAAUGAACAGUACGCUAAAAAGAGAUUAAAAUGCAUGCCAACAUCCUGCAGGUCUGGAUAGGCUUGCUUAAACAAAAAUGUUUUAAGCAGGAACUGGAAAGCACACAGUGAAGGCACCUGCUUGGGGUCAAUCAGCAAGGAGUUCCAAAGUGGAACGCUCUACACUAAAAGACCAGUUUCUUACAAAUGCAGAGAUGAGUACUAUGAGGCAUCUGUAACAGCGGCAGUUCUGCAAAUUGAAGUGGCAGAGGCGGUAUUUCAGGUAAACUGGUCCCAAUAGUAACACCUUAGACUUGGCUGAUCAUCAGAAACAAGUGCAGAAACAUCUCUGAGCAGAGUUGUUACAUGCUGACAGGUUCCGACUCAUGCCAGCAACCGUGCUGCGGCCUUCUGUAAAAACUGCAGCUUCUGAAUCAAGUGCAAGGGAAGCCCCACAUAGAGCACAUUGCAUUGAUCCAGUCUUGAAGUAACCAAACUACAGUGGCCAAGGUUUCCCAGUCCAGGAACAGCCAUAGUUGUUGCACCAGCCACAGCUGGUAAUAGGUACUCCUAGCCACUGAGGGUAUCUGGUCUUGAUCCAGAAGCCCCCUCAGACUGUGAACCUGUUCCUUCAGGGGGAGAGCAACCUCAUCCAGGGUUGGCAGUUGACCAAUUUCUCAAGUAUGGCACCUCACCCACAAUGCUUCCAUCCUGCCAGGAUUCAAUCUUGGCUGGUGUUUCCUCAUCUAUCCUCCCAUCUCAUCUAGGCACCAGCUCAGGAAUUCCACAGCCUCUCCUGAUGCAGACACCUUGCCCCCAUGCACCUCUUGGCUACUCUCAACAACUUCGAAUAGAUUUUUUAAAUUGCAUUGGAGAUAAACAGGUUUCAGUCAAGGUAUUUUCCCAGCCCUUUCUUGUGACACCAAGCAAGGGUUGAAACCAGGACCUCCUGCAUGCCUGACAGAUCCUCUGCAGCCCUCCCCACUGAGCCGCAUUCUUUCCCCUUUUGACUGAUGAAAAAGAUGCCCCCAUUAAUCUGGCAAUAGGUUGCUCUGCUUUUCAUUUUAUAAAAAUACCGUUUGCUAUAAAAACUGCAGGUGGUGUUCCCCAUCUUCCCUUUACACAUACACACACACGGCAUGCCUGUUCAAGGUGGUGUCUGCUCAGAUGUGCGUGGGUGUCAACUGCAAAUGUGGAAAUUGGGCUGCUCACUUCAGAAAUACAGGGUUUUGCCCUCGUGCAAAUUCAGUGUGAAAGCAUGGCUGUGUUUGCAAAACACAAACACAAAAAAAGAACAACCAAAAACCAUAUCCUAUGGUUUGCAAGUACCGUAUUGGCCCAAAUCAUUUUCUACCUGUGUUACUUUGAGGCAAUUUACCGUAUUUUUCACUCUAUAAGAUGCACUUUUUCCCUCCUAAAAAGUAAGGGGAAAUGUGUGUGCGUCUUAUGGAGCGAAUGCAGGCAGGAGGCUCUGCUCAGCGCUCCCUUUAAAGAGCCACAUGGAGUGUGUGUGCGGCUCUUGGGGGCUUUUCCCCGAGGAGGGAGAAGGGCUGCCCUUCUCCCACCUUGGGGAAAAGCCCCCAAGAGCCGCACACAUGCUCCGCACGCUCUUUAAAGGGAACAUGGCUCUUGGGGGAGCCUUCAUCCCCCAUCCCGGGCGAGGCUGCGCGCAGCUAUCCCAUAAGCCAGGACAGCAAGCGGGAUCGCUAUGCAGCGAUCCCGCUUGCUGUCCUGGUUUCUGGCUUAGCGCGCGGCUCUUGUGGGAGGUGGGGGAAGGGACAGAGUAUGCAGCUCUGUCCCUUCCCCCACCUCCCGCAAACACCCCCAAGAGCCGCACUCCCUUUAAAGAGCCGCGCGGAACGUGUGUGCAGCUCUUGUAGAAGUUUCCCUAAGGAGGUAGAAUGACAGCCCGUCAGUGAUGGGCUGCCCUUUUCCCUCCUCAGAGAAAAACCAGCAAGCGCCGCACACACGCUCCACACGGCUUGUGAAAGGGAGCGUUGAGCAGAGCCUGGGAUGCAUACAGGCUCUGCCCAGCGCUCCCUUUAAAGAAUAUUUUUCCCCUUGCAUUCUCCCUCUAAAAACUAGGUGCGUCUUAUGGUCAGGUGUGUCUUAUGGAGCGAAAAAUGCUGUACUUACAUUCAUUUUUUGGUAGAGUUGCAAGCUUGGUGGAUCAAGGGGAUGCUGUGGGCAUAGUGUAUCUUGAUUUCAGUCAUGCUUUUGACAAAAUCUCCCAAGAUAUUCUUGUGAGGAAGCUGGUAAAAUGUGGGUUGAGCGAGGUAACUGUUAGGGGGAUUUGUAGCUGGUUGGCUGACCAAACCCAAAGAGUAGUCAUUAAUGGUUCCUUGUCAUCCUGGAAAACAGUGACUAGAGGGGUGCCACAAGAACUUUCUGACAGUAAGAGCUCUUGUUGCAGGUAGUUUCUGUGCUCCCUGAAUGCCCUCACAUCUCUAAGCAGUUUUAAUACGACUCUAACAGCAUGACAUGACUAACAGCAGACAGUUCCAAGUUACUUCUGUUUCGCUUCUUUAUACAAUUGAACUGUAGUAUCCUGGUGGCAGUCACUGUUUCAGAGUCACUGCUUUCAGCCCCUCACAAUUUUGUGGAUGGAAAAAUUGUGUUGUGGUUGUGGGGUUCUUGGGCAACAAACUCCAUUUUCUGAAACAAAUAAGAGCCUCCCCUCAAAUAAAUCAGCAAGGAUGUUUGGCUGUUUGUCAGUCUUGUAUAGCCUUCCCAUAAACUUUGUGCAAACCACUCAAGAUGAAUGUACAAUAAACAGGUUCUCUGAUAGCAACCCAUGUCAGUACAUAGCAACCCAGUAAUUAGAGCAGCAAAAGGAAACCAUCUGCUAAGAGUUUGCACUCUUGGUAACAUUUGUAUUCCCUCUUUGAACUCUUUGGUGGCCCUUCACCCUGGUCGAGAAGAAUGUUUUUGGUCUGCAUCAAGAGAAAAUGGAAUGUGCCUCCAGGGAAGUCAAACCACUGGAGAAUCGCAGCGCCUGCUGUGGCUGCAGAGACUCGUUACUAGUGAUGACUGCAUCUCAUGUUGUCUUUGCUGCAUUAGCUGCACCGAAGUGACCUCCCCAGGGUGCAAGCCUAGGCAGUGAGUAUGGAGGUCCUGGGCUGCCCAGAUGACAAGAACCCCCUCUUGGCAUCACUGAUGUGGUCCAAAGGAAAGCAGAGCAAUAUGUUUGGCACCAGCUUUGCUAUAGGAGUUGCCAGAAGGAGAUGUGAAAGAUACCAUCCAACCUUCUUAGGGAGUCCACUCUGGGUUUGUGUCGGGUUUACUCCUGAGCCUUUUCUUCUUCCGAAGAUAUCCUGCAAGGCAGCCCAGGUUUAGGGUCAGAGUUUACCUUCUCCUAGAUGAGCUACCUUCCCAGGUUGAUGAGCCCCAUCUGCCCCUCUACAGAUCACACAGAAACCACCUCCUUGACCAUUGGACCCAUUGUUGGUCUCAUCCAGUCAAUCUGCCAGAGCCUGUCUUCACAUACAGGGGAAGUUCCUAAUUCACUGAGGGUUUGAUACCCAGCAGGUACCAGUAUACCUGAAGGAGUUGGAUACCCAGUAUACCUGAAGGAGCGUCUCCACCCCCAUCGUUCUGCCCGGACACUGAGGUCCAGCGCCGAGGGCCUUCUGGCGGUUCCCUCAUUGCGAGAAGCAAAGCUACAGGGAACCAGGCAGAGGGCCUUCUCGGUAGUGGCGCCCGCCCUGUGGAAUGCCCUUCCAUCAGAUGUCAAAGCGAUAAACAACUACCUGACAUUCAGAAGACAUCUUAAGGCAGCCCUGUUCAGGGAAGUUUUUAAUGUGUGACAUUUUAGUGUAUUUUUGGUCCCUGUGGAAGCCACCCAGAGUGGCUGGGGAAACCCAGCCAGAUGGGCGGGGUACAAAUAAUAAAUUAUUAUUAUUAUUAUUAUUAUUAUUAUUAUUAUUAUUAUACCAUCACCUGGUUUAGCCAGCCAGUCGAAGCCAUUUCCGAGGAUGUGGCUGCUGUCACAUGCUGACAGUUUCUAGAAGACUGGUCCAGAAUCUCUAGACCAUUAGUGGGAAACCUGUGACACCACAUCUGGGAUUCUGUGUUCAAGCCUGGGCACCACAAUUUAAGAAGGAUGUUGACAAGCUGGAAUGUGUGCAGAGGAGGGUGAACAAUACCAUCACAUAGCUGUCAACGUUUCCCCCUUUUUAAUGGAAAUUCCCUUAUUCCGAAUAGGAUUCCUCACAAGAAAAGUGAAAAGUUGUCAACUAUGCCAUCAAGGCUCUGGAAGUCAAGCCUUAUGAGGAGCGGUUGAAGGAGCUGUGUGUAUUUAACAUGGAAAAGAGGAGACUGAGAGGAGAUAUGAUAGCCAUCUUCAAAUAUCUCAAGGGCUGUCACAUGGAAGAUGGAGUGAGCUUGUUUUCUCCUGCUCCGGAGGGUAGGACUCGAACCAAUGGCUUCAAAUUACAAUAAAGGAGAUUCUGACUAAACACCAGAAAAAACAUUCUGACGUAAGAGCUGUUUGACAGUGGAGGAACAGUCUCCCUUGGCAGGUUGUGGACUCUCCUUCUCUGGAAGUUUUAAAGCAGAGGUUGGAUGGCUGUCUGCCAUGGAUGCUUUAGGUGACAUUCCUGCAUUGCAGGGGGUUGGACUAGAUGACCCUUGGGUCCCUUCCAACUCUACGAUUUUAUGGUUCUGUGAUUCUGUGAAUGGGCAGCUGAUUUUCAAGGAGCCAAAGAAAUAGAACUUCUAUGUGCAGGAUGUUGAAUGAUGCUAUUGUAUUAAUGUUGUUCCAUGCAGGAUUAACAGUUUGACACAGGGAAGGGGAACCUUUUGGAUCCCAAGGGUUACAUUUCCUUCUGAGGGGCACACGGCAGUGGUGGGCCAGAGACAGAACUGGACAGAGCAACCAAUGCAAUUUUUUCCUUUGUACAGUAGGAUAGUUUCUACACACAUACACCCACCCCCUCCUUCCUCCAUCCAGGCAAAUAAGAGGAAUUACAUCCCAGCCCAGGCAAAAACACUUGGGGUGUGAAGCAGGGCCAGGGAGGGGUGUGGCCUUCAGGGAAGGGGUGUGGCCUUCAGGGAAGGGGUGUGGUCUGCACAGAAUUCUGAAGGCUAAAAAGAGAGGCCUAGUGCAGGGGUCAGCAAACCUUUUUCAGCAGGGGGCCGGUCUACUGUCCCUCAGACCUUGUGGGGUUCCAGAUUAUAUUUUGAAAGGGGGGGGGGAGAAUGAAUUCCUAUGCUCCACAAAUAACCCAGAGAUGCAUUUUAAAUAAAAACACACAUUCUACUCAUGUAAAAACACCAGGCAGGCCCCACAAAUAACCCAGAGAUGCAUUUUAAAUAAAAGGACACAUUCUACUCAUGUAAAACACACUGAUUCCUGGACUGUCCACGGGCUGGAUUUAGAAGGUGAUUGGGCCGGAUCCAGCCCCUGGGCCUUAGUUUGCCUACCCAUGGCCUAGAAGGCUAUAUUUAGCCCCUUGACCUGAGGUUCCCUACCCUGGUUUGUCGUAUUGAUUAAGGUGACCACAGUUUCCAUACUUGGCAGUCUCAGUUUGGAGGAGGCUCUCUGAAUCAUCAGCUGGAUCCUUGGGCCACACAGUUGGCAGGCAUUACUACUCCUGCCCUGUGCGAAGCAUUUUUUGACAUUGGCAAUGUCUGGGCUUGGAGCUCAUUUUCCCCAAGUGAACCUGUGAUCCCUUGGUUGUGUCAGAAUUUGUUGCCAUGUAACUUCCCCCACCCACGCACACCGCCGGCAUUCCCUGUGAAAAGACGUUCUGGAUCCCCGUUACCAGAGAAGCAGCAACUUUUUUUGCAGCAGAAACAAAGCCGUGUUUGCAGCAAAAACAACACAGAGCCUCUUGGCACUUUCAAGAUUAAAUGAUUUAUGGCGGCAUAAACAUUCAUAAUCUGGGAUCUGGUGAAGCGGGACGAUAGUUGUGCUGCAAUAAAUCUAUUCGCCUUUUUGGUGCCAGCAAGACUCUUUGUUACAGAGCAGUCCUAUAGGCUCAGUGGGAGGAGAAAGUCGCCCUGACAGGCAGAUAGGCAGAUCUGAAGCCCUGCUAGACUUGCACCAUCGGGGUUGGAAGGUAGGAAUAGACCCUCUUCCUCUUCCCAUCAGUUGGUAAUUAUUAUUAUUUUUGAAAGAAAACAUUUUUACUUCCUAUUAUGCAAAGGCUGAAAUACUUCUCUCCUCCCCACCCCCAUUCCAGGGUCUGUGCUUGAAGAUGAGGGCUUGGGAUCCACUAGAUUCAAAGCCUCCCUGGAAUAGCCCCCUUCCAGUAAUGACUGGAAGGAGGCACCCAAGGAUGACUGGAGGAGAUCAGCUAAACAGUAUAUCAUUAUCAAUGUCAUUUCUAAUUAUAUCCUGCCAUUCUUCCCAAUGGGCUUCCAGAGACACUAGGAUUCCAUCCUGUUUGGUUCUUCUUCUGGAAAUGAGCAAUCUGAAGUGGGCUACACUCUGGAAUUUCUUGGCCAGGUGGCUUAGUGGAAUAUGUGGAUGGGUGAAUUAAAAUAAAGGCUUCUAUGACUUUAUUUGAUACUUUUAUACUUCCACUUCCUGCAUAUGUGAGCUAAGAAUGGGUUAGCAUACAUGGAAAACUAGACCGGCCAUACCAUACAAAUAAAAUAACAAGACAAAUAAAAAGCAGCAACAGAUAACUAUAAAACCACGAGCCCCAAACACUACAGUUCAUGUUACAGAUGCUUGGAUUAACUUGAGCCUUUGUUUAAAUAUGUCAGUGGCUGGGGAAAACAAAAUGUCACCUGGGAGGGAGUUCUGUAGACAGGGUGCUACCACCAAGAAUGCCCUGCCACCACCCUUCUAGCUUCUGUUAUGGACAGCAGAGCAUCUCCUCCUGAUCAAAACGUCUUGAGUUUGUUGGUGCUGGGGAAGAUGCUGCCUCAGGUACUUGUGUCACAAGCUGUUUAUGGGUCCAUAGCUUCUGGACUGUCUUCCAGGAUAGACUUUGAUCCUGUGAAGGGUGUUAUGAGUGGGAUUAACAAGCAGACCCAGCAGCAGACAGGUGGUGCUGCCCCUCUCACCUGGCCUACCUCCAGCUGAGACAUUUCUGCAUACUGAGAUAGGGGGCAGUAAGGUUGGUGCAGUGUUGGCACGCUGGUGGAAUCAAUGCUGCCCUCCUGCUGGUGUGUUUUCACCGCACCCACCUUGCCACUGCCUCGUCCCCCUACCCAUGGUAUGCAGCAGUAACGCAGCUGGAGGGAGGUUGCAAUGCUGUCCGGUAUUGACCAGACCACUUGCAUGUUAUGAGAAUAUCUUUUGGGAUUAGGUGGCAGUCUGCAUCCCUGGCAACUCUCCUUUUGGAAAUCGAUUCCUGGCUCCCCCAUUUAUCUGCUUCUGAAGCAGCUCUGCCCUGUGCACCAUGAUUAACGGCCCCUUAAUCAGUUUUGUUUCCAUAGUUAAUCCAAUUAUCUGCCAACGUUGUAUUGGGUGCUAUUUCAUUUUGCUUGCCUGCUCUCACCUUUGCAUCUGCACAAUAGGCGCCGUGGUUCACUUUUGACAGAUGCGUGCUUUAUGUAUUGUGCUAAUAUAUUUCUUGCAGUAGUAGAACAAUAAUCAUUAUUUUUGGAGCUUUACACAUGGCUGCUGUUCGAAGCAAGCAAAGCACGGGGUUCUUGACUUGGAAGUUUCCCAAUUUACCGGUAGUAUUUAUUGUGGGGCUGAAGAGGGGAAAAGGAACCAAUCCUCAGCACCAUUCUGUAUUUAGGGAGCUUAAUAAUUUCUGGUUGGUAUCUGAUGCUUUCCUCCUUGAGAUAGUGAGCCUGUGGGGUGGACCUUGUCUCUUUAUACAGCAGAUGACUCCCACCCAUCUUAACAGUUCGGGGAACCCCACUGCACCAGCCAGCCUAAACCUCUCCCAUGCCUCCUUUGCCUCAGUCGCUAAGGUGGAGGAUUCUCACUGAGUGCUACAGCAUCACCUCCCUUAGGUGCUGGAAACUUGUGGGAAACUUGUGGGAACCAUGGUAAUUUGUAAUUACCAUGGCUCCCAGCAACUCUGGAACUGCUGUGGCACCCAUGGGAAUUCUUUUCCAAUCUUUGUAAGUUAGGGAAAGGAGGUCAAGAAGGGCCUGCAUCUAGGGCUUCAGUCGGGGAAGGGCCUGGAACAGAUGCAAAAGAACUAUCCUUGGGCCUGGUGGGUGCAAUUCUUCUCCCUCCAUCUUGUGGUCGUAGGGAAGGGUCAUAGUUAUUCCUUCAUUAUGCAAAGGGGAUUUCUGCUGGGUAUAAUAGAUAGGGGCUGCCCCAAACUCACUGCUCUGCCCCAUCUCUGACCAGUCUCGAUAUAUGGCAGUGAUGUUGCUGCCAGGACACUGGCUCAGUUGCGUUGCUUGCUGUUGGUUGGUACCUGGAUGGGAGACCACCUGUUUUACCUGUUUCAAAGGUAAAGGUAAAGGGACCUGGUAAAGGUAAAGGGACCCCUGACCAUUAGGUCCAGUCCUGACCGACUCUGGGGUUGCGGCGCUCAUCUCGCUUUAUUGGCCAAGGGAGCCGGUGUACAGCUUCCAGGUCAUGUGGUCAGCAUGACUGAGCUGCUUCUGGCGAACCAGAGCAGUGCACGGAAACGCCGUUUACCUUCCUGCUGGAGCGGUACCUAUUUAUCUACUUGCACUUUGAUGUGCUUUGAACUGCUAGGUUGGCAGGAACAGGGACGGAGCAACGGGAGAUCACCCCGUCGCGGGGAUUCGAACCGCCGACCUUCUGAUCGGCAAGUCCUAGGCUCUGUGGUUUAACCCACAGCGCCACCUGCGUCCCAUUUCAAAGGUGGGAUAUACCUUAAAAAAACAAAACUAGGCUGCUUCCUUUUCACAUGGGUGGGCAGACAGGUGUGCCAGGACUGAUGAGGCGGUUAGUGGAGCUUGGACCACACUCUGUCUGCUGCAGUCACCAGCAGAACCCGGCAGGCUCCUUUGAGCUUCCCAUCAUUUCCAAUAUUUCCCCACCCACUUUGGGUUUGUGGAGAAGUGAUUUUGCACCAGGGAUGAGGAAGCGGUGGCCCUCCAUAUGUUAGAGUGGUCCAAGUCCCACCCGCUCCAGCUGCUGAUGGGAGCUGUGCUAUUCCAGCAGCACCCUUGUCUCCAGUCACACAUCACAGUAAACCAAGGUUUGUUUUAAUUUUAUUAUGAUUACACUUAUAUUCCUUGCCUUCCCUCCAAGGAGCUCAAUGUGACAUUCAUGCUUGUUCACCUCCUCUCCAUUUCAUCCUCACAACAGCUCUGUGAGGUAGGCUGGGCAGAGAGACAGCAUAGCAGGAAAAUGGUAUUCCGAAUGGAAUAUGGCCAGAAGAAUCUCAAGUAUUGCAGCACACUAAGGCAGAUGGGUUGGUGCAGUUCAAUAUCAUACUGUAAUUUUGAAAUUAGGCAAAUGCCUUGCAUAUUUCCCCCCUCUUAGUCACACAUUCUACCCUUCAGGGAGAUGCUGGAAUUUGAAUGCAAAGGUCAAAGGGCUGGUUUCUGCAUUCUAAAAGCACAGAUAUUAACCUGAGAUGAUUUGUGUGUCUGCAUAUGUAUUUAAAAUAUACUUCUUAUUAUUCCCUCCAAAAUCUAUUCAACUUCUUCAACUGGACACAAAUAUUCACAUGUUUAGAACUAAUACAUUAGGGAAACAAACAAGAAUCCAAAUUACCUGCAUUAGGCAAAUCAGCAAAUUGUUUCCUAAUUAUUUUAGACGGGAUUUGAUUCUCUUUUCCUCCGCGUUGUGCAGAUAACUGACAGCUCAAGCCUAUACAUGUUUACCCAGAAGUAAGCCCCGCUGAAUUCAAAGGAACAGUGUGUAUAGGAUUGCAGCCUAAAUUAGUGUAAGGAAGCUCUUACCCUGUUUACAAAGAGACCGCAAUGGCCAAGCGCUACAAAGCUGCCAGGGAUAAGUGCCUACAGCAGGGAUGGGGAACGUGUUCUGGCAAGUGGAAUGGAUCCUUAUUUCCCUGACCCUGAUAGGCCAAAUCAUCUGACACCAGUAUGAUAUCAGGUGAUGGUGCUGCUGCACUUUGAACCCUCAAUUGUUGGGACUACAGAGGCCAAAACCGGGCUCUUUGAAAGCCCUUUUGCAAACAGUCCCCUGCUGCUCUUUGAACCUCCUAAAGCCAGGUUCCACAGCUUCAGAUGGAUUGGACAGCUGUGGUCAAAGUCUAAUGUGCGAUAUAAAAAAACCCAGAGGAGUCCAUUAGUUUGGAGUCUGUGGCUGACCCUCUUCAGGGCAGUCCGUGCCCCUGAUGUUUGCGGAGCCAACUUGGGCCUUCUCAAAUGGCAUCUGUCAUGAAGGGCCGUGGUUCAGUGGCAGUGCAUCUGCUUGGCAUGCAGAAUUUCCCGGGUUCAAUCCCUGCCAUCUCGAGGUAGAUCUGGGAGAGAACCUGCUUGGAAAUUUAGUAAUAAUUACUAUAGUUCAGGCUUCCUCAACCUCGGCCCUCCAGAGGUUUUGAAACUACAAUUCCCAUCAUCCCUGACCACUGGUCCUGCUAGCUAGGGAUCAUGGGAGUUGUAGGCCAAAAACAUCUGGAGGGCUGAGGUUGAGGAAGCCUGCCAUAGUUUAAUCAGAAAUACUGUAGGGAGCAAGACUGUGACCAAGUAGCCUGUGUGCCUGAUUGGCCUGCUGUUCAGUGGGACUUAAGUCAUUUUUAACCAAUACUAACUCUCAUUGAUUUGGCAACGUCUGGAUCUACUUAAAAUCCCGUUGGUUUAAAUGGUUCUACUCUGACUAAGUCAAUGUUUAUUACUUUUAUAUACUGACCUCAUUUAGGGAGCUCUGUGUGGCAGGCUUGGUUCAUUCCUUGUCCCGCUUUAAUCCCCACAACACCCUUGCGGGGUAGGCUAGUAUGAGACCCUUAUUUGCCCGCACACUGUCUUGCCAAAGUGGUACAAGCGCUGGUUGUCUCCCGCUUGGACUACUGCAAUGUGCUCUUCAUGGGGCUACUUUUUUGAAGGUGACUCAGAAACUGCAGCUAAUCCAGAAUGCGGCAGCUAGACUGGUGACUGGGAGCAGCCACCGGGACCAUAUAACACUGGUCCUAAAGGUUCUUCACUGGCUCCCAGUACAUUUCCGAGCACAGUUCAAAGUGUUAGUGCUGACCUUUAAAGUCCUAAAUGGCCUGGGCCCUGUAUACCUGAAGGAGAGUCUCCACCGCCAUUGUUCAGCCCUGAUACUGAAGUCCAGCUCUGAGGGCCUUCUGGCGGUUCCCUCAUUGCGAGAAGCAAAGCUACAGGGAACCAGGCAGAGGGCCUUCUCGGUAGUGGCACCCGCCUUGUGGAAUGCCCUCCCAUCAGAUGUCAAGGAAAUAAACAACCACCUGACUUUUAGAAAGCAUCUGAAGGCAGCCCUGUAUCGUGAGGUUUUUAAUGUUUGAUGCUAUAUUUUGUUGGAAGCCACCCAAAGUAGCUGGGGCAACCCAGUCAGAUGGGCCGGGAUUCUUCUUCUUCUUCUUCUUCUUCUUCUUCUUCUUCUUCUUCUUCAUCUUCAUCAUCAUCUUUUCAUUAUUUGUAUCCCACCCAUCUGACUGGGUUGUUUCAGCCACUACAGCUUCCAACAUAUAUAAACAUAAUAAAACAUUACAUAUUAAAAGUAUAAGAAAUAAAUUAUUAUUAUUACACUGGUUACCAGCAGGCUUUAAUAAGUUAUUAACUAAAAAAGAAUGGGGGGAGGGGAGAAAAGGAAGCCUGUUUCUUCUCUCUCUUACUGCCUUGCAAUUUGUGCAAGCUUAGAUAGCAAGGGCUAUGUUUAAAAACACACUCGAGGUCCGCGUCCAUAAUAGAAGCAGUUCACCAAUAACAACUGACUGAUCAUAAUAUCGCUGUGCUAAUGUCAUGGUGACCCUUACAUUGUUAAAGUCCAUAAGAUACUAGUUUUUCAUCUGUUGAGUCAUGUUAAACAGGAACAGAUUGGUUCGUUCCUUUUUAAUAUGACCCAAUUCAGGGGGGGAGGGGGACACACCAAGUGAAACGUGGCUGUUUAGCCUCUCAGUAACAAGGCUGUUCCCUUCUGAACCUCCUUGCCCCCUCCUCCCCUGCAGCUAAUAAAAGCACCUCCGAUGUGCAUUUAAUUACCCAACCAAGAAGAUAGAAACAAUAAUUAAAGAGAAUUAAGUGACGGAUGAAUCGAUGGUAGCAUCCAGUUAGUUGCUAGAAUAAUAAUAAUAAUAAUAAUAAUAAUAAUAAUAAUAAUAAUCCCUUUUACUUUGGAAGCAGUUGUUGUUGAGCAUUUAGCCUAAAGGACGGUUUAUACAUUUUGUUUACACCUCCAAGACAGAUCAGGGAGGCUGACAUUGAAGCUGACUAACGUUGUUUCCAGGCUAUAGUUUAGUGAUUUGUUUGGAUGCUUUGCACUUUAUUCACCCUAGCUUUCUGAACUGCCCUGCCCUGCCUUUUCUUUUACUUCUCUGUAAUCUAGUGUUCAUUUCCCCCAUCUUCUUCCUUUGUUUCCUUACAGGGCAACAUAACUAUUUAUGUGCCGGACGGAACGACUGCAUAGUGGACAAGAUCCGCCGGAAGAACUGCCCUGCGUGCCGCUUGAGGAAAUGCUGCCAAGCUGGCAUGGUGCUUGGAGGUAGGGAGUUUUGAUUCACAAAAUCAUAGAGUCAUAGAAUUGUAGAGUUGGAAGGGACCUUAAGGGUCAUCUAGUCCAACCCCCUUGCAAUGCAGGAAUCUCAGCUAAAGGAUCCAUGACAGACCUCUGCUUGGAUGGAGGAGGCCUCGGGUUCUCGUUUUCACAACUGAUGUCUGCCAGAGUGCCAGUCACAUGGUACAAAGGCUCCCAUCCUUACCAUGCUGUGACAUCAUCAUGCCAUUCAAACUUUGGGUGGAGUUUAAAGCAGAAACUGUGGCAUAUAAACGACAGAGGGCACAUUGAUUGGUUAAGCUAUCGCGGAGGAACACUGUUAACGGCUGCUGUUGUUGGCAUCCAUCUGUCUUGAGAGACAAUGGAGUGUGCCUCUGGGGGUGAAGCUGUGGCCGCAGAGACUGGUAACUAGUAACUGCUGCCUUGCUGCCUUGGCAGGGGUGCCAACUUGAAUAAAAUAUUAGGGGGGGCAAGUAAGCCCCACCCUGCAUAAUCAGUCACAUGACACAGUGCACAGACACCAUUUGAAUGGCAGUGCCCAUCAACUGGGAGGCGGGGGUGGCCAGGUGAAUAGCACAGCCCCACCAUGCCAUCUGUCAGAAAACGAUUCAAGCACAAUUCAAAGUCUUGGUGCUGACCUUUAAAGCCCUAAGCGUCUCCACCCCCAUCGUUCAGCCUGGACACUGAGGUCCAGCACCAAGGGCCUUCUGGCAGUUCCCUCGCUGCAAGAAGCCAAAGUUACAGGAAACCAGGCAGAGGGCCUUCUCGGUAGUGGCACCUGCCCUGUGGAACACCCUCCCAUCAGAUGUCAAGGAAAUAAACAACUAUCUGACAAGACAUCUGAAGGCAGCCCUGUUUAGGGAAGUUUUUAAUGUUUGAAGUUUUAUUCUGUUUUUAACGUUCUGUUGAAAACCACCCAGAGUGGCUGGGAAAACAGGAAAAAUUUGGGAAAACCAGAUGGACGGGGUAGAAAUAAUAAAUUAUUCUUAUUCUUAUUCUUAUUAUAAAACAUCUUUCUUUUUGGAGCCAAGCAGAGUUUCAGCAGAGUCACUUGAUGAUUAAAUGAGAACUUCUCAUUACAGUGGCUGGCUGUGUGACAUUUCUCUCUUGAUAUAUAAUGGACUUUCUUACCCAUAGUGCGGGAGGAGAUUUCAAGUAGAUAUUGAAGCAUGUCAUUUACUCUGUCCCAGGAAACAUGGAUAGUAAGAUAUUGCAAUUCUUUCUGCUGAGGUCUCUGCAGCUGCUUCUGCCCUGAUGUAAUAAGCACUUUCCGGAGAACAGCUAAAGGCAGUGAAAGUGCCGGGCACUAGGCGGGAAUGACACAACAAACAAGGGUUUUAAACUAGGGUGCUGGGUUGGAAUGGAAUUACAAACCAUAGUUAAAGCAAGCGGAGUUUCAGAAGCCAACUCUCCACUGUGGUUUACACCCCUGAUUGGCUAGCCUCAAACAGACCAUGGGUAAGCAGUCAGGUUGGAGCUGGAUGUACCAAGAGACUGGAGCUUAAACAGGGGGCGGGGGGGGGGGAGAUGGAUUGGUGUUGUUCUCAAACUGGACCACAACGUCUCCAUUAUUCAGUUCCACUUAUAAGGACAAGCUUUUAAGCCAGUAUUGGUGAAUCACUGGAUUGCUGUAGUGCUUCCACUUAUUCAAGGAAAACAAACCAAGCAGCUGAUUGGGAACUAAUAGCAGGCCACUUUUCAUUCUCCUUGGAAAAGCACAGACGGGCUUGUCGGUUGUGACAUUAUUUGCCGUUUAGCAUUUGUUAACUGUAGUUCAAGGUUUAUAAACAUUAGCUGCCCAAGGCUGCAAACAGGACACUGGGCAAAAUGUGAUUUGACUGGAGCACGUCGACUGUGCGAGUUCAUGACCUGUGGGGUAGCGCAGAUGUGGCAGGGCUGGUACAGGGAUAUCUUGGCAUACUGUCACUGCACAGGAAACAGCCAGAGUUGUAAGGAAUGGAUCGAAUGUAAGGAAACUGGGCUGGAUCUAAAGUUCCUUCUGUAGUCAAAGAUUUGGAGAGCUGGAAUUCCUUCCCCAAGGGCCCUCUAGUACAACCUGCUGCAGUGCAGGAACGACAGCUGUGUGUCUUCUGCUCAUGCUAGAACCAGGUUAGGGAAGUUGUGACCAGCAAAUCCCAUCAUCCCUCCCCACUGGACAUUCUCCUUGGAGCCAAUAAGAGAUGGAACCUCAGAUCACCAGGAGGGACAGCAGUGGUUUCGCCCUGUGCUAGAGCAUUGCCUAAGAAAGGUGACUCUAAAUCUAGCAAGGUUCUAACUCCCUACCCCAGAUUUUCCUGGGCUACAGCUCAGGAGGCAAACACCAAUUCUCCGUGGAAAAGCACAGAAGGGGUUGUCCUUCUGGGGUGGUUUGUCCACCUUUGGUCCCCAUCUUGCACUUAGCUUUCACCUGUGGCUCCUAGAAGCUGUCAGCAUGAGACAGCUGCUGCACCCCUGGAAUGACUGCGGUUGAAUGGCUAAACCAGGUGAGGGUAGCCAAUGCAUCUCAAACAUACAGCGCAUUAGGGACUUCCCCUGUACGUGAAGACAGGCAUUAGUGCAUGGAGUGGAUGAGACCAAUAGUAGGUCCAACAGUCAAGAAGGUGUUUUCUGAACAUGCUGUAGAAGGAAGUGAGGGGCAGAUGGAACACAUCAACCUGGGGAAGUAGCCCAUUUAGGAGAAGAAAAAGUCUGAUCCUAAACCUCCACUUCCUUGCGGGUUAUCUUCAAAAGAAGAAAAAGCUGAGGAGUAAGCCCUAUGCAAAGCUGGGAUGGAGCCUUGAAUGCCUCCUUCUGGCAUCUCCUGCAGCCAAGCUGCUGCCAAAUGUUUCCUUGAGACCACUGGUGGAGGAAGGUGGGUGCGGGGGGUGCGGCGCAUGGAGCUGUGAUGGCGGGUGACAUCGCUGCAUGGAGGGCGGGCUGCUAGGGAUGAUGCUGUGGGCGGCUAGUGGCGCCCUUCCCGAAGCUCACUGUGUGGGCGGCAGGCAGCUAGGGAAGCUCGCCACACGGGCAGCAAGUGGUGCCCCCCAUGUUCAUCACGCGGGUGGCAGGUGGCUAGGGACACUAGCAGCACCCCCCACGCUUUCCGCACGGGCGGCAGGCAGCUAAGGACGCUCGCCGUGCGGGCGGCUAGCCCUGCCCGCGGGCCAGCUAGCCCUGCCCCUGCACCACUCUGGGUGCCAAGGCAGGUAGCUCCGCCCCUGCUUGAGACCACACCAAGAAUGGGGUCUUGUUGUUUGGGCAGCCCAGGAGCUCCAUACAGAAAGCCCAGCUUGUGCACCAGAGAGGUCACUUGGGUGCUCCUAAUGCAGCAAAAUCAAAGUGGGAGGCAGCAGUUACAAGUUACUAGUCUCUGCAGCCACAGCAGGCGCUGUGAUUCUCCAGGAUACUCCAAGAAUUUGUAUAGCUACCUUACAGUACUUCUCAGAAGUAACUGCCUUAUGCUAAGUCGGAUCAUUGGUCAAAUUAGCUCAGUAUUACACUGUCUGGCAGUCUGUAUCUUCAGGAUUUUAGAUGGGUUUUCUCCCAGUCCUGCUUGGAGAUGCUGGGAAUUGAACCAAUGACCUUCUGCAUGCAAGGAAGGUACUUUCCCACUAAAGAGUUGUUUUCUUUUUUCAAAUUUCUUUCUUAAUUCUGCAUAUUGGCUUGGAGAUAUGUUUUCAAGGGAAAUGUAGCCUCUGCAUGGGAUUAAUAAAGCCAUUUUUUUCAGCUGGCACAUGAAAUUAAUAUAUGAUUUGGGAAGUGUGUUUGAGGGCAAAUGUAAUUACUGAGCCGUGUGAUGUAAAACGCAAGAAUAAAAGCAAUUUCGCUAACCUGAUUUAGACACCUCGGCGAUUAACAUAUUUUCAUACGUUACAUGUAUUUAAAAUUGCAGUUCAAUCACAACAUUUGUGAAUCACAGUGCGUGGAAGAAAAUGAAAACGAGGUUUUGUAAAUGGGUUUCUAAAGGCCUCCGUUCAGUAAGUUUAAAAUAUGGGUUAAUAAUGCAAGCAGCAGCCUCGACGACUCUGUCAUGCUGUAUUGUUCUUAUAGGAAGUUAACAGCAAUUCCGAACAAAACGAGAAAGGAACAGUUUAUAUUUCCAAAGCAUAAAUCUUUCAAAUAAGGCGUCUUAAUAAGUUUGUCAGCAGGUGGUAUUGGGGCAUAAAUUGUCACUUUUGUGCAUUCCAUAGAUGUGAAAGCAGUACAGUGGUACCUCAGGUUACAAACGCUUUGGGUUACAAACACUUCGGGUUACAAACUCCUCUAACCCAGAAGUGUUGCAUCACAUUGCAACACUUUUAAUUUACUACUCAAUUUUCUUUUUAUUCAUGAUACGCUGCAAGGCCUGAAAUGUUGACAGCUCUCUGUUGUGGAUUGGCACGUGGGUGGAGCUGUGGUGUAAACCACUGAGCCUCUUGGACUUGCCAAUGGAAAGGCCGGUGGUUCGAAUUCCCAUGAUGGGGUGAGCUCCUGUUGCUCUGUCCCAGCACACCGGUACAAGUAGAUAAAUAGGUACCACUGUGGCAAGAAGGUAAACUGUGUCCCGUUGUGCCAGAAGAGGUUCAGUCAUGCUGGCCACACAACCCAGAAAGCUGUCUGUGGACAAACACCAGCUCCCUUGGCCUAAAAGCGAGAUGAGUGCCGCAACCCCAUAGUCGCCUUUGACUGGACUUAACUGUCAGGGGUCCUUUACCUUUUACUUUUACCUAUUGUAGUUUGGGCACUGAUGGGUGUUUUAACCUCUGUAAGUGCCAUUUGGCUGAGUCCUGGCAUGGCUUCGAGGGUUUUAACCUCUGUAAGUGCCAUUUGGCUGAGUCCUGGCAUGGUCUUGCCAUUGAGGACAAGGCCUCCAUGGUGCCUCUUUGUGAUCUCUCAGAAUCAGCUGGUUAUCCCUUGGUUUAUUUCAUCCAUUUCGAUGGCAACAGCACGCACAAAUGGGCUUUCAAACAUGGUUUCCUGCAGGAGAAUUCCCAGACCUCAAGUCCCGAGCAUUUUCCAUAAGAACUGCAGGACCUUACCUCUGCAGUCUUAAAAGUGUUAAUGAGGAUUCACACAGGAAGGUGAAGGGAUGGGUGAUGAAAGAGGCAGGGUGAGAGGCAGGGAAGGGAAGAUUUCUCAGGGGGUGGGGGGAGAUUGGGAGAAGAAAGGGAAGCUCCCAGGUGAGAGCUAGGAGGCUCUAACACCUUUUGUGUGGGACAAAGGUUAAGCUACAUCCUAGACAGAGGGCUUUGCAUCUUCUUCUGAUAGAUGUCUUUGUAUUUUUUCUUUCACUUUUCCUCUGUUUUCUCUUUCUUUUGUGUGUGUUUGUUUUCUUUUCUCCCUUUUAUUUUCUUUUCUUUUCUAGAUGAGUUUAGCUUUUAUUGCAUUGUAUGUUGAAAAGUUUUAAUAAAUAAACAUUAUAAAAUAAGGGGGGGAAACCCCAAAAUAUAUUAAGAGCAUAAUCUGAUGCCCAUUUACUUGGAAGUUAUAUCCUGUUGGGACUUUGUCUCCAGUAUGUGUGUUUAGGAUUGCAUCGUUAGUUUGAUUUUACAUUGGCAACACUUAUUUUUGUGUGGAAACCAGCCUGGGGGGGGCUGUUUAGACAUGUAAGAUAAACGCGUUUGGAGAGCUGUUGCAUAUCCAGUUGAGAUGAUGUAAUAGGGAGAUGCCGGCAGUGGGGAAGGCAAAUUGGUAUGGUUAGUUGCACAGUGCUGGUUACCAGAAUUGCAGGUAGUUAUACUGGGGGCAGCCAUUGUGGUGCCUUCCAGAUGUAGUGGACUACAAUACCCAUAAGUCCCAGGGAACAUGAUCAAUAUUCAGGGAUGAUAGGAAUUGUAGUCCACAACUUGCAUAGGGCGUCACCUUCGCUAUUGCGCCAUUGGCAUGCCACCUGCAGCACGCAUGAUGACAGAAUAAUGAACUGCAAGGAUUUGUUGCGUGCUUGGAUAUAACCAGGCACAGAUCUACUAUGAUAAUAAUUAAAAAAAAAAUUUUUUUUUAAUACCUUGCCCAUCUGGCUGGGUUUCCCCAGGCCCUCUGGACAGCUCCCAGCAGAAUAUUAAAAACACUAUCCUAUCUUUAAAAGACGUUUGAAGGCAGCCCUGUUCAGGGAAGCUUUUAAUUUAACGCUGUACUGUUUUUAAAACUUGGUUGGGAGCCACCCAGAGUGGCUGGGGAAACUCAGCCCAAUGGGCGGGGUAUAAAUAAUAAAUUGUUAUUAUUAUAUUAUUAUUAUUCUCUAACCCUGGCUAACAGUGCCAGAAGAAAUACAUUUGCCCAGGGCUUUUUCUGCAGCCGAAACUCAGUUCCAACACCUCUCAGUUGGGCACUAUUGAGAACAUGGGAGGCGUUCAUGUUGAGUUCGGGCACCUCUUUUUCUAGAAAAAGAGCACUGUGUUUGCCACAAUGUCCCACAGAAUACAAGUUGGUCUUGCUUGCUUAUGGAAAGGCAGGCGGUAGGGAACCACAUGUCAUGUGAGUCAAAAAGAUAGCAUGGCCUAGGAAUGCAUAAACAAGGGUCCCUCUCAACCUUCCACGUGGGCCUCCUGCAAACUGCUAGUCCCUGAGGGCCAUAGAUGUGAUGUCAAUUGGGUGAAUGCAAUUACCGUAUUUUUCGCUCUAUAGGACGCACCCGACCAUAGGAUGCACCUUGUUUUAGAGGGGGAGAACAGGGGGAAAAAUUCUCCCCCUCUCUGCUCAGCACACCUUCAGCGAAGCGGCAGGAGCCCCUUCCAUUUCUCCUCCCACUUCGCUGAAGGUGCGCUGCGCAGAAAGGGAAAACUGUGCAGCACCUCUCCAGCGAAGCGAAGCCUGGAGAGCAAGAGGGAUCGGUGUGCACCGACCCCUCUCGCUCUCCAGGCUUCAGUGAAGGGAACCCGAAGCCUCUGGAGCACAGCAGGAGUUCCCGCUGCGCUCCAGAGGCUUCAGGCGGCUAUCCCUGAAGCCUUCAGAGCGCAGUGCGAAUUCCCGCUGCGCUCCGAAGGCUUCAGGUUCCCUUUGCUGAAGCCUGGAGAGCGAGAGGGGUCGGUGCACACCGACCCCUCUCGCUUUCCAGGCUUCAGCGAAAGCAACGCAAAGCUUCCAGAGCGCGGAGGGAGCACUCCCUCUGCACUUCGGAGGCUUUGCAUUGCUAUCGCUGAAGCCAAGGAGCCUGCAUUCGCUCCAUAGGACGCACACACAUUUCCCCUUAAUUUUUGGAGGGGAAAAAGUGCAUCCUAUAGAGUGAAAAAUACGGUAACUUGUAUUGUUACAUAGAAGCUGCAGGGAGCAGCCAUGGAUGUAUGAGACAGGGAGGGAAUUUUUUUAACUCUUUCCUUGACGUGGUGUGGAUCAAUAAUGCACCUCUUAGGAGUUGCUAUUUGCAUUUCAAGGGAAACUUCCAUUUAGGUCAGUGGAAAUGUUCUUUGAAACACAAAUAGCAGCUUCCGUGAGACGAGAUUUUUAUUUUUAUUUUUUUGGUCAGGGCCGCCAAGCUUCCCCAUGCCUGCUGUUUGCAAGUCAAUAGACAUGGGAUGUUAAUUGCAUUUGCCUAAUUAACGUCACAUCUCGUUUGGCCCCGAGUGCCUUCACGACUUCCCUGGUUUUUGCAAACUAAAUUUACUGCUCGCAGAGAGAGGCAGUGCAAGCCUACGUGGAUCAUUAGCAAACAAGUCGAGCCCAUUGUGCUAACCUUCUGAUCCUAGCAGCUGGCAACGUAACUGCCUUUCCAGGACUUCAGAAGCUGUUAAAUUUUAACAUUGCCAUUAAUGGAUAGAUCCUUUAGCCAUCUUGCAUUUUGGAAGGGUGGAGUUCAGAUUGGCUCACUAAAUUACAGGUAAAUUUGUGGAAUACAGCUGAAAUACAUGUAACAUUUGGAUGAGGAGUGACAGUCAUUUCAUUGAUGAGGGGAAAGAGAAAUUAUCCAGCCAUUUCUUGUGUGUGGCUCAACAUUUGUGGUGACUGUAGCAUCACAUGUCCCCCCCUCCCUCCCUUCUUCUACCAGUACAAAUACAGUGGUACCUCGGGUUACAUAUGCUUAAGGUUACAUACGCUUCAGGUUACAGACUCCGCUUACCCAGAAAUAGUACCUCGGGUUAAGAACUUUGCUUCAGGAUGAGAACAGAAAUCGCACAGCAGCGGUGCAGCGGCAGCAGGAGGCCCCAUUAGCUAAAGUGGUACUUCAGGUUAAGAACAGUUUCAGGUUAAGAACGGACCUCCGGAACGAAUUAAGUACUUAACCACUGUAUAUUACUUUGGCCAUCACUUCGCAUACUUCACAGUGAGUUCAACCUAGAGGGAGGUAUUCAACUCAAUAUGAGUAAACAUAACCUUAGUCAUGUUCAUUAAUUCUAAUGGGUAAAACUUAGCUUAGGACCGCCUAGUGUAUUUCCAGAAAUUUGCUAGGGAAAUUUGGGUGGGGUGCGGGUGCAGAUGCGGGUGGAAGGUGGCCACCACAGAAAAAACACACAGUGCCUAGAAUUCAGAUAAGAUCCUGCAAAGGUAGGGGUAGGAAAGAGAAACUUCUCAGAAAUGUUCUCCGGAAAAUGUCUUCUAAGAAAUUUCAGCUUUUCUCUGCUUCAAGGGGCCAUUGCAAGGCAACACAUUUUUUUUUUGUUAAAAAAAGAUUGCUCUAACUGUUGACAGCUCUUAAGACUGAAACUGUCUUUUGAUCCACAGUGCAGAUGUACAACAUCUGGCUUUAUAGCUAUUCAUUCUGCAACUGGGCCACACUACACACGCUGUUGUGCAACAGUGUGUGUGUGUGUGCAACUUAUUUCCAUUUGAUGAAAAGCAGCUGCCAGAGCCUGCUUCUUUUGAGAUUUUCUGUCCAAAAUUCACCUCCCUACCCAAGCUGCUAACCCUGCCAAUGUCUUUUCCUUUGAAGAAAAAAGUGCACCAGUGUGGGUAUGUUGUUGUUGUUGUUGUUGCAAGUCAAGCCAACAUAGGACUCAGCUAGGCUGGUAAAGAAAAAGUGAUUUAUUUGCGUUGUAUGUGUGAUAUAACAUUGUGCCACCAGGUGACGACGUAGAGUCGCGUUUCUCUCUACCUGUUUUCCCUGUUUAAAUUUACAGCGCGUUCAACUGAAACGCUUUUUUGAUGUGUCUAGAUCUAGCCUUGCACUCAAUGCAUGACAUACAGUGGUACCUCGGUUUAAGAACAGUCCUGUUUAUGAACGAUUCAGUUUACGAAUUCCACAAAACCAGAAGUAGUAUCCCGGUUUGCGAACUUUACCUCAGUCUAAGAACGAAAUCCGAACGGUGGAAGGGCACCGGUGGCGGGAGGCCUCAUUAGGGAAAGUGUGUCUCGGUUUACGAAUGGUUUUGUUUUAAGAAUGGACUUCUGGAAUAGAUUAGGUUCGUAAACCGAGGUACCACUGUAUUGAGUUUGGUCUUCACAGUCUUCUUUCAACUUGACUUCACAGUCUCUUUGUAACUCAGCCCCCGGUUUCCCCCCAACUGAGUCCUACCCAGCAUUUUAUCUUAGGUUCUCUCUAUAAAUUCUCCACUUCCUCUUGAGAUUGGUUGACCUGGUUGGCUUCUGGGUCAACCCAAGGAGGGUGACCCAAGGUCUGUCCAUCACUGAUGGAGGAACAUGGGCUUGUCUCUGGGUUUGCCAGGCACUCUGGGCUUAAGAGAGCCCGGCAGGUUCGAAAUCACAGUAGUAGGCCAAUAUGUUUCCACAGUCUCAUAGCUCUAAGCUGAGGAGAAGAGGCUGAGAGCCAAAGCAAGCCUCUUUUGUGGGCAGAAUCCCCAGCUGCCCUGCCCAGUCCCAAGUUUGGAGGGGUUCAGGGAGAUUGGGGAGUUGCUAGUGGUCUUGUGCUGUGUUCCAAAAGGGCAAAAAUCAUUCCUCCCCUUUCUUUGCUGGAGGGGGGUGUGUGUCGGCAUGGUCACUGGUCAUGCCCAAGUUUUAGGGACCCUCCGCUGUGCCUAAAAUUCAGCAGAAAUGCCCAGCCUUCUUUCAAAUAACUCAGGAAAGAGCUCUGAACCAUUCCCUUAUUCCAAAUAGGAUUCCUCGCAAGAACAGGGAAAAGUUGACAGCUAUGCUCUGAACAGCCAGCAGCUAUUUUUUUUAAAAAAAAAAAACCAAGACAACAGCUGUAAUGACCCGCCAAAUAAUAGCGAUAAGUAUUUGCUAGAACUGCUUUGUUUAAUGGGGUGUUUGCGUUCCGAUUUGCAUUUAUAGCACUGCAAUUAAGCAUUCUUUCCUUGUUACUACUUCUAAAUGUCGCAUUCCUUCACUCCUUCUCAGUUGGCACCCGUGUUGGCUCUGUCAUCAUUUUUCCGACAGUUUCCCUGCGCAGGAUUGAACACUCUAUUGUUCCGCUACUGCUCAGAGACAAUGGCUUUGCCCGUGAGAUCAUCAUAAUUUCAUUAGUGACCAGAGGCAUAAAUGAGACCAUUUUUUUUUUUUAAAAAAAAAAUCCUUUGUAAAGCUGAUCAGAUCACCAUCGCACAUUAUUUUUAGUUUACUUUGUUAUAUUUAUUAUGCUCAUUCUGUGAAGCCUCAGGCAGGGUCAAGGGUUAGCAAACUGUUUUGCCCAAUCCAGUUGGUUUUUUUUUAUGGAGUGUGGCAAUGGAGAUGGGGAAGAAGUUUGAUUCAGUUCACAUUUAAAGGCAUACCUACUUAAUUUACACUUUCCAAUAGAAUAUGUAAGCCAAAGGGCACCCAUCCUUCGAAAUUCACAUUUCUCCAAAUUUUUCAGUGCAGUCCUGCAGCCAAUGUAUAAAAUGCAUUUACUAAAGCAAACAAUGCGUAUGAAUGCAUAUAUUAGCUUUUUUAAAUCCCCAAAUGCAUUAUAUUAGGGGAAAUAGCCUUACAAAAAAAAAAAACAUGAACGCAAGGGAUGAUUGCAUACUGUAAUGUGUACGUUAGGAAAAAUUUGCACAGAAGUGCUGACGAAUUUUCAUGGGGAUUAAGCCUCGCCUUUUCUCCUGUAAAAUGCUUCCCUUUGGGGCUGGGCUGGGCGUGAGAGAGAGGAUGGCAUUAAGGUUCCUUGUGGCUAGCAGUGCACCAAGAAGGGAGAGGAAGGCAAUUCAGUUGGUGAACCUCCCCAAUUUGCACUUUACGAAAUGCAGCCGUCUUUCGAAAACCGCACUUCUCUUAACUUUUCAAUGCAUUUCUUCAGGCAAGCAGUGCGCCCCCCCCACAUGCCUACACUGUGGUAAAGUGUGCAUAAAAUAACAUACACAAAUACAUUUUACAGUGGUACCUCUAGUUGCGGACUUAAUCCAUUUCGGGGUGCCGUUCGCACCCCGAAAAGUCCUUAACUAGAGCGCCUCUUCUGCACAUGUGUAUGGCGCAAUCGAGUGCUUCUGUGCAUGUGCAAGGCGUGCAGAUCACUUCUGCGCAUGCAUGAAGCGCGCAGAUCGCUUCUGCGCAUGUGCGGGCAGCGAACCCGGAAUUUAAACACUUCCAGGUUUGCCGCGUUUAUAAGUUGAAAGUCCGUAACGAGAGUGGAACGCAACACGAGGUAUGACAUUAGGGGGCAUGGCUUUGCAAAAUAAUGCAUUUUAGGCAUACAAAUAAACACUCUGAGAAGUUCAUGCAGAAGUGCUGCUGAAUUUUCAUGAGGAACUGUUACAGGCAAAUGGGCAAACCGAUGUUAAGAUGUGGAAAACUAAAGGGUGGAGAAAUGAGAAGCUGAGAGAAGCAGGAAUUGACAAAUUUGCCUAUCCCUAGUAAAAGGUAAAGGGACCCCUGACCAUUAGGUCCGGUCGCGGACGACUCUGGAGUUGUGGCGCUCAUCUCGCUUUAUUGGCCGAGGGAGCCGGCGUACAGCUUCUGGGUCAUGUGGCCAGCAGGACUAAGCUGCUUCUGGCAAACCAGAGCAGCGCACAGAAACGCCGUUUACCUUCCCGCCGGAGCGGUACCUAUUUAUCUACUUGCACUUUGAUGUGCUUUCGAACUGCGUAGUGGAGGCUAAAUAAUUAUUCCACCUGUUACUAAUCACUGGAGAAUCUAGUACGCUGAGCCCCUUCGUGUCCCUUUUCAAUAAACUUAACAGCUAUCCUAUCUAUGUCACAUCUCAGGAGGGGGAAAAAAUGAAAUCCUUUUGCAAGUAAGAUUUUUCACAAGAUGUUACUUCAAAUUUGUCUUUGAAAUCUUGAUCUAUCACACCUGCUUUGUUCUCUAGGCUGGGCCCACUCCUUCUGGAGAACAUAGAGAACUAAGAGGGCAGAGUGACCUCGGAGGCAGAAUUAUGGUAGUCUGUCGGGAAAUAAUAAAUCGUCAACAUUUUUCACCUACUUAUUUGGUGAAGCAUUCUUCACAGAAACUUGUCUGUUUGCAGUGAAUUGUCUAGCACAGCUUGGUACCUUCUCUUCCAACUUUCUUCCACACCCUUGGGAAAAGUGGAAUAAAUCUAAAUCAAGAAUUAGGUAUGAAUAGUUCUGUAGGAGACCAUACAGACUAUUGAUCAUCCCUUGCCUUUUCCUCCAGUGCUACUCCUAAGGUCCAGAGAAGACAAACACCAAAUGUUGUCUAAUGCAGAAUAUGGAUCUGGGAGAUACUUUAUGUUUUUCUCUGGAUAUUUCCACAUUGCCUCAAAAGCUGCUCCAUGUUUCUGACAUACAUCUGCAAAAGGGAAGAAGCAAAUUUCCCCAUUUAUUGCAUGCUUAUGCUGAUUUCGCAUGAAAUUUAAAUCCUAACAUCACUGUGCUGUGUUCCUUCCUCACAAUGUAAACCUCUGCAGGUUUACUCAGAAGUAAGUGCCACUGAGUGCCGCUGUAUUCAGUGGGGCUUGGUCCCACAAAAGCAUUGUGUAGAUUGCAACCUAAAAGUCACAGAAAUCUGACUUAAUUCCCCAUGGUGUUUAAUGUUUUAAUUUGUUGGAAGUCACCCAGAGUGGCUGGGGCAACCCAGUCUGACGGACAGCACAGUCGUCUUCUUCUUCUUCUUCUUCUUCUUCUUCUUCUUCUUCUUCUUCUUCCUCCUCCUCCUCCUCCUCACCAACUAAAAGGCAUAGAAACCAGAUACAGUGCAGAUACUAUUUCACAUCCAUUGGAUCUAACUAGCACUCAUUAGGUUCCUUAUUCAAAGGAAAGAUUGGAUACCUAUUGUGCAUCCAUUUAUUUCAAUUAGUGCUCAUAAUAUUUCCCUGCCCAAUUGCUUUCUAGACUGUUAUUUUGCACCCUCCUCCCUUCUGUGAAGCAUCCCUUUCCCUUCUUUUAAGGCUGCAUUCAUACAGCAUUUGAUCUCCUUUCCCCCUACAUUUCCCCAAACUGUUAAUUUCUGCAUUAAAUUUGAACUUUCACAUGAUGUAAAAGCCACUUCUGGAAAAGUAAUGGAAUAUAGUGCUUGCUUAGCACUCAUUUCCAUGUUAUUUUAUACUGGGGGAGUGGGGAAACCCUGUCAACAGCCCCCUUAACAUGGAAAAUCGCAGGAGCAAAGUGAUGAAAUAAGCAGACACAACUUUCUAGGCCAGGGUUUGUGCACUGCAUAUGGCUGGCAGGUUGCACACCUGUCUAUCACUUGACAUUACAGUGACACCUGGUGACCCAUUUUUGCCCAUGCCAUUUGAAACAGAGCCUUGUAGCAACAGUCAGCCGUUGCAACAUCCUUUGCAUGGGGCUUCCCAAGUGCCAACAAUCAGUUUGUUUGCAGGCAACCCAUUGGCAAUGCCUGCAAAUCCCUUUUAUCAAAGCCCCACCUUGGGUUGUAGGGCAGGUGGCCGUGGCUAGGCUGAAAUGGCUUCACAGACCUAGUGGAUCUCAUUCAGCCCAUACCCCUGUUCUAGACCAGGGCAAGGGUGAGAAUUGCGCAUUUAUUGCUAUAACCUGCCUUGAGUCUUUGGGGCACAGCAGACUAUAAACCUAAAUUAGCAGAAGAUGAUCCAGGAUGUGGCUCAUGAUAUUACAUAGCUAUAGUGUCUCUGAUCCCGAACUUAGUUGGUUCCAUAGGCAACAAUAGACCCAAAAUGUUUAAGUUUAAUAACAGGUAACCAUCUCCAGCUUGACUUGGAACAUGUUCACCUAAAAUGGGUGAUUCAGAUUCAUUUUUAUAGCAGGCCCAAAGUAUCUUGGUGUACGCUUGGACCUAUGCUCAGCUCCAAGUCUUGUUGCACUGAGUGAUGGCAUCCGGCACACAGUAAGCUUGGAGAUCCCUUUUUUAAAUACCUGCCCAAUGGAGCACUACAAGCCCCAGAAACCUUGCCUUUCUGUGCCAUUUUACUGGGCACCACAAUGUAAGAAGGAUAUUGAUAAACUGGAAUGGGUGCAGAGGAGAGCAACCUCAGCGGUCUGGAAAACAAGCCUUAUGAGGUGGGUAUGUUUAGCCUGGAAAAGAAGAGACUGAGAUAUGACAGCCAUCUGCAACUAUCUUAAGGGCUGUCACAUGGAGGAAGGAGCAUGCUUUUUUUCUCCUGCUCUGGAGAGUAGGACUUGAGCCAGUAGCUUCAAGUUACAAGAAAGGAGAUUCCAACUCAACAUCAGGAAGAAUGAUCUGACAUCUGUUUGACAGUGGAAUAGACUCCCUCAGGAGGUUGUGGACUCUCCUUCCUUUAAAGCAGAGGUUUUUAAGCAGAGGUUGGAUGGCCAUCUGCCAUGGAUGCUUUAGUUGAGAUUCCUGCAUUGCAUGGGGUUGGACUAGAUGACCCUUGGGGUCCCUUCCAACUCUACAAUUCUGUGUUUCUAUGAUUGUCUCGUAAUGCCCCUACUGCCCUCUUCUUUUUCUGCAAAACAUAGCUGGCAGUGAAAGAAGGGCUCCUGCAGCCUUGAUUCAGUACCAUGAUUGCACAGAAUUGCAAGUUUCCAAGGCUUGGGGGGUCCUUGCUACAUUUCUCAGACUCCUGGCAACCACAAGUUACAGCAGGGUAAGAAGAGGGUUGCUUUGGUGGCCAAACUACCAUAUUUUUCCAUCUAUAGGACGCCCCCAUGUAUAAGACCCCCCUAUUUUGGGGGGACUCAAUUUUAAGAAAAUGAGGGGAGAUGACCCGUGGGCAGGAGCGCAACCACCCCUGUUGCUGCCAUGUGGGGGAAAGGAUCCAGGGAGUGCCCACCAUGCGCAGCGGCAUUGGGGGAAGUUGCACUCCCACCAACGAGCUGGCUGGCGGUGUGCAGCUUCUCCCCCCCUGCAGCUGCAGGCAGGAAACACCCCCCAGAUCACUCCCCCUUUGCUGCAGCAUCGGGGGAAGCCACGCUCCCUUCAACCGGGUGGCUGGCGGUGCCCUGCUCCCCCCCCCAUGCCACUAUCCGUGUAUUGGACGACCUCAGUUUUUUUGAGUCAAAAAACCUCCUCCAAUACACGGAAAAAUACGGUAACUAUGAGUGGAGCCUCAGCAGUAGCAGAUGGUGAAGUCUCUUCAUUUACCUUACCUCUGGUCAGUUGCAUUGCUGCUUUUACCAGGUGAUGGCGAGCUCAGCAUGGUACCAGCCCACUGGCAGGGGCCUCAGUCUGGCUCCCCAAGCACCCUUGCAUCACACCACUGCCCCUAUCUCCUUGUAAGUAGCAGCAAUGCGGCCGACUGGAGGCCAGGUGAGCGGCAGCUUACCCACCUUGCCAUCAAGGAGUCCAGGCUCAAUUCAUCAUUAGCUAAGAACUUUAAAGCAGAGUUGGUUUGUACUCUGAUCUCACCAGUUCCCAAUAUUAGCUGCGCUACUAUGCAUAUGACAUUGCGAUUGUACAAAAAGCUGCUUAUUGAAUUAAGUAUGCAUUCUUACAUGAUGUUUUUAUCUGCUUUGCGUUUCUGUUUGCUGCCCCUUAGAUGUGUGUUUUUGGAUUGCAGGUCGAAAGUUUAAGAAGUUCAAUAAGCUCAAAGUGCUGAGAGCAUUAGAUGUUGCACUCCAGCCAUCGGUAGCCCUUCCUAAGGACGGCCAAGCCCUGGCACAAAGGCUCUCUUUUUCUCCAGCACAAGAAGUCCAGCUUAUUCCUCCAUUGAUCAAUGUCUUGGAGAGCAUCGAACCGGAAGUGGUCUAUGCAGGAUAUGACAACACACAACCAGAAACCCCAAGUGCUUUGUUGACCAGCCUCAAUCAACUAUGUGAGAGGCAGCUCCUCUGUGUAGUCAAGUGGUCCAAGUCAUUACCAGGUAACGGUUUGGGUAACAGUACCGCUCUGUUCUGCUUUGUUCAGACCUUAUCUGGAAAACAGCGUCCAGUUUUGAGAGUCACAGUUUAAGAAGGAAAUUGACUAACUAGAAUGUGGUCCAGAAGUAGGUGAGAAAGAUGGGGAGGGACUUAGAGACCAACUCAUAUAAUGAAGGACUGAAAGAAGCGGGUAUGUUCAGCCUGGGGAAAGGAUGAUCAAUAGUCAUCUUCAAAUAUUUGAUAGAGCAAAUUUGUUCUCUGCUGCUUCAGAGGGUAGGAUUCAGGCCAAGCUUUCAAAUUACCGGAAAGGGAUUCCAACUAAACAUUAGGAAGAAAUUUGUGAUGGUAUGGGUUGUUUGACUUGUUAGCAAUACUGCGCUAAAUGAACCAAUUGGCUUGGUAUAAGACAAUGUAGGCAUUGUAAAAAUGAUAAUAACAUAAUAAUAAUAAAAAUCAGCCGCAAUAACACAUUAGAUAUUAUCUCAUGUGCCCUAUCCACAGCUUUUCCCCUGCUGCUUUGAUAUUUAGGUGUAUCUUGAAUACAUUAUUAUGCCAACAGGCCUGUGAAGUUGUUUAAUUUUUAUUUUGAUUAGCCAUCCAUCUUAAUGAUUAUCUGUAUUUUAAAUUUUGAAGGGUUUAAGGAUUUGACACUGUUCACCACCCUGAUAUUUUUCAUGAUAUGGUGGUAAAGGAAUGCUUCUAUAAAUAAAUGGUUCAGAUGCUUUAAUAGGACACCGAUAGGAUGUUUCACCGUAUAUUUAAAGCACAUCCAAAGUAUAUUUAAACCACAUGGCUUCCCCCAAAGAAUUCUGGGAACUGUAGUUUCACACUCACAAAGCACCCUUAACAAACUGCAGUUCCCAGGGUGGUGUGGAUCUGCCUUCUGUUCAUACUGUCUUCUAGUUAGACAACUCUGUUCCCCUUGCUGUUGUGAAAUGAAAAGGAAUUCUAGGCAUCUGAUUGGUCCCUGUAAGAACAGGAUUCUGGCUCCAAUUUGCCCGUGGCUUGAUCCAGAACGUAGCUUGAUCUCCUUUUGUUCUCAUGGAGGCGGCACAUCUGAGGGUUCAGGCAAGUUCAUAUGAGGAAAGGCAGGUUAAACAUUCAUUUAAUCCUUUGGAGCAAUUCAUGGGCAAGGCUUAAAUCUAGAUCUAAUCCCUUGUUACGACAUUUCCUUCUAACCAACAAGUUGGUUUUUAAGCAUCCAUUUCAUUUUAGCUCAGGCUGAACAGGAUAACGUCUGGUGAAUGGAUGUGCUGCUUGUUUGUUGUUUUAAAAAACGUUUACUCCAUUAUAUGUAUUAUUUUAAUGAGGGAAUAUUUCCAUAUUUUCCCAUGCAAUAAAUUUCCAACGUAUCUACUUCCCUGUCCCACCUGUUGGUUGCUAUCGAAAGACAGACUAUAAAAUGGCUAUGCAGUACCUCAUGGGUCGUCAACCUGUGGCCCAUAGGCCACAAGCAGUCCAUGUAAAGGUAAAGGUAAAGGGACCCCUGACCAUUAGGUCCAGUCGUGACCGACUCUGGGGUUGCGGCGCUCAUCUCGCUUUAUUGGCCGAGGGAGCUGGCGUACAGCUUCCGGGUCAUGUGGCCAGCAUGACUAAGCCGCUUCUGGAGAACCAGAGCAGCGCACGGAAACGCCGUUUACCUUCCCGCCGGAGCGGUACCUAUUUAUCUACUUGCACUUUGACGUGCUUUCGAACUGCUAGGUUGGCAGGAGCUGGGACCGAGCAACGGGAGCUCACCCCAUCACGGGGAUUCGAAUCGCUGACCUUCUGAUCAGCAAGUCCUAAGCUUUGUGGUUUAACCCACAGCGCCACCCAUGUCCCCCAAGCAGUCCAUGAGGGUUGUUUAAAUGGCCCCCGAGCCGCCCCCGAACAGAGCUGCCUGCUUGGCAAGUCCCCGCGCGCUGCGCUAAACCGAUGCAGCGUGGAGCGGGGACUCACUUCUGCGGUGCAGGGAAUCGCAUCUGCGCAGACGCGAUCCAGCCCAUGGAGUGAUCUCUGCAAGAGUGAACCAUCCAGGCGAGGUAAACCCUGCAGUACCUCUUACCACCAGAGAUGGCAUACUGCUGAAUACUAGUUGCUGGGAACGACAAAUGGGGAUGGUGCCAUUGCACUUGGGUCCUGCUUGUGAGCAUCCCAUAAGGGUAUCUCUCUGGCCACCGAGAGAGCAGGAUGCUGCACCAGAUGGCCUGAUUCUUCUUGCAUUCCUAUAGCCCUCAGCGCUUCCAACUCCUGUGCCUUUCUCAGCAUUGCUUUAAUCGUUGUUUCAGCAAGGUGGCUGCAGGGAGAGGAGAUGUGUGCUUCUCUUAUUUACUGAGCAUAUUAAUGUAAACCCAGCUUGUCCACAGUAAGAAGAUUGCAUAGGCCGAACCUGCAUAAUUUGAGACCCUCUGUGCCAGACGCCAUCCACCGUACGUGCCUUUUGAAAUGAGAAGGGCUGCAAAUUCUCUUUUCUCUUUAAAUCAUUUUUAUUAGUUUUUGCAUAUAAUUUCCAAACAUCACAUCACAUCAUCCUCAUUUUGGCUAUGAUAGCCUGUGACUUCCGUCAAUGCUGUCUAGUGAUUUUCAAAUUUAUCUGAUCUUGCAUUUUAUUAUUAUAAUUAAUGCUUUUAAACUUUGUCUCCUAAUUAUUUCCUCCGUAAAUCAUUUUACAAUAAUUUAUAUAGUCCUCCUUACAAAACUUCUUGUAAACCAACAAGCGAUGUUACAUUAAUGCAAUUGUCUUUCAAAUAAGGCAUAUAUUUCUUCCAAUCCUUAAGGAAGUCCUGGUCUUUCUGGUUCUGAAUUCUCCCAGUCAACUUUGCCAGUAAUAAUAAUAAUAAUAAUAAUAAUAAUAAUAAUAAUAAUAAUUUAAUAUUUAUACCCCGCCCAUCUGGCUGAGUUUCCCCAGCCACUCUGGGCGGCUUCCAAUCAAGUGUUAAAAACAGCACAGCAUUAAAUAUUUAAAACUUUCCUGAACAGGGCUGCCUUCAUAUGUCUUUUAAAGAUAGGAUAGCUGCUUAUUUCCUUCACAUCUGAAGGGAGGGUGUUCCACGGGGUGGGCGCCACUACCAAGAAGGCUCUCUGCCUGGUUCCCUGUAACUUGGCUUCUCGCAAUGAGGGAACUGCCAGAAGGCCCUAGGCGCUGGAUCUCAGUGUCCGGGCUGAACGAUGGGGGUGGAGACGCUCCUUCAGGUAUACAGGACCGAGGCCGUUCUGCAUCCUCCAUCAGUUUUAUUUGCUACUCCUCCUUCACUGGUAAUUCUUCCUGUUUCCGUCGUUGGGCUAAUAAUACUCUCACUACUGUAGUUGCGUAUAAAAACAAGUUUUUAUCCUGUCUAUUAAUUUCUGUCCUUCAAUACCAAGUAAAAAUGCUUCUGGUCUUUUCACAAAUGUAUAUUUCAACAUUUUCUUCAUCUCAUUAUAUAUCAUUUCCCAGAAGCAUUUUACUUUCUUCAAGCCCACCACAUAUGGUAAAAGGCACCUUUUCACGUUGUUAACCUGCCUCCUCCUCUCCACUUUUCCAGGAUUCCGGGGCCUACACAUUGAUGAUCAGAUAACCCUUAUCCAGUACUCCUGGAUGAGCCUAAUGGUGUUUGCCAUGGGAUGGAGGUCUUAUAAGCAUGUCUGUGGGCAGAUGCUGUAUUUUGCACCUGACUUAAUACUGAAUGAGUAAGUAAAGGAUUCCAGCUUCUCUUACGUUAUUCACGUGCUCUUGCUCUCUAAACAUUGCAUGUGUUAAGCAAUGCCAGUUCCAACUACCUGCAGUGGUAUGUAAAUAUAACAGGAGGUUAAAAUAGAUGCAAUAUUUUAGAAGCCUGGGUGAAUAAAAAUGUUUCCACCUGGUGCCAAAAGAAAAUAAGGACCGGAUUGCCAAAAUGUUAAUUGCCAGGAAUUAGAAAGGGGAUAUGCUACCAACAAAGGCAGACUGGCAAAAUAAGCUGUGUGAGUAUCUGGAAUUGGCUAAAAUGACACCGAUAAUUAGACAACAAUCAAACCAAAAACUUUUUUAAGAGAGUGGGAAAGUGGGAAAGAAUAUCUGGCAAAAUAUUGUUCCCAAAUCAAACCCUUGAUAUAUAUUGAAUAAAUUUCGCAAAGUAAAAAUUCAGAUAGGUAAGUUAUUUAUUGUGUGUAAAUGAGAUAAUAAUCAACACAAUUGAAAAGAAAAUAGGAUAGUAGAAGCUGCAAUGAGGUGGUAGGAAGUCAUGGGUGAAGAAAUGUGGAUAUUGUUUGGAUUUGUUUUAUAUUUAAUAUAUGUUAAAGUAUGGAUUGGAAUAUGUAACUGUCUAAUGAAAGAAAAUUAAAUUUAAAAAAUUGAAUGUAAAAAAGAAAAGAAGAAAAAGGAAAGAAAAGAAGGACCAGGUGAAUAUUUUUGAUGUGGUGAGUUCCAUAAAUGUGGUACAUGAGUGGAAAGGUCCCAUCUCUGAUCACCACCCACAUUUCUUCCAUUGGAGGGUGAACAUGGAGCAGCUGAUCGGAGACUGGUGCUAAUAAAUAGGUUCAUGCUCCCAAACAGUUGAAGGGUGUAUAGGUUAAAACCAGCAUUUUAAAUUGUGCUUGGACCAGAAGCUACUUCAGGUGUUCUCAGACUUGCAUGAUACCUUCUAUAGGACCAGACCCAGAUAAAACAGGUGCUGUUGUUGGGUUUUGCACUAACUGCUGUUUCUGAACAGUCUUCAAAGGCAGCCCCACAUAUAGGGCAUGGCAGCAGUCAAUGCAAGAUGCUGGCAGUGCAUGCAACUCUCUCUCUGUCCAGGAGGGGUCACAGCUGGCGAUGGUGAUGAUGGGUGCUUCGAAACCCAAAGGCCACAUGGACCUUUAAAGAUAAGACUAAUCUGAUAGUGCCUUUAGACUGUGAGCCUGAUCUUUCAAGGGGAGUGCAACUCCAUGCAGUCCAGAUGGAGCCAUCUGUAGUAGUUCCAUCAAACCUGGCUUGAGCUUCAGUUCAUUGGCUUUCUUCCAAUCCAUUUUUGAUUGGAGGAGGGAAUUGCCAAGAAUUACACAUGUGUGAUUGAGACCAAAAGAGUGAAUAAAGCGACUGAGUCAAUUCAUGGCAGAAUUGAGAUUUGAAUGGUAAUUGUCACAAACACUUUGCUUGAGAGUUCACAACCUUCACAUACCCAUACUGGGUUUUGGAGGGGCUAUAGCAGUUAGUUGUUUUACUUACCCAUCAUCAGAUUUUAAUGCUUAUCACUUAUUUCCAGUCAUAUGCCAUAACAUCGGCACAUGAGAUAUUUGACACUGUGCUGUUUUAUACUGCUGCAAUUGGCAAAAUAAAAUUAUUUUUUUAAAGUGAAGACUUUGUGGCUUCCAAGCUCAUCCUCACACACACACACACACACACACACCGCUUCUUGAAGGGCUAACUUUUUAUUUUAUUUUUAUCUGUAUGGUAACAAACUUGUUAGUAAGAAAAAGUCAUGAUCAGAUACCCAGCACGCUUGGUUCCAAGGUUUGUACAUGGAAUAAUCAUGGACUUAGCAUUCAUUUAUUUAAGUUUCUUUCUUGUUUUCUGGGUGAAAGACAGAGGAUGAAGGACUCAUCAUUCUAUUCACUGUGCCUGACCAUGUGGCAAAUUCCCCAGGAGUUUGUCAGGCUGCAAGUAAGCAGUGAAGAGUAUCUCUGCAUGAAAGCCUUGCUCCUUCUCAAUACAAGUAAGACACAGCUGCUUCUUCUUCUUCUUCUUCUUCUUCUUCUUCUUCUUCUUCUUCUUCUUCCUCUUCCUCCUCUUCCUCUUCUUCACAUGGCACAUUUUAUGUAUGCUCCAUCCAAUUGCCUGGGUGAAAACAAAAAGCUGAAUUUUCAAGGACCACAGGGACAUAACUUAAUGGUUAGGGACUGUAGCUCAGAGGUGAUUCCUAGCAAGUGGUAUUCUGAGGUAUACUGCCCUUGGCACUGGAGGCACGACAGAGGCAACAUGGCUAGUGCCCAUUGAUAGCUUUAUCCUUCAUGAAUGUGUCUGGUCCCUUUUAAAGUCAUCCAAGCUGGUAGCCAUCACUACAUCGCAGAAGUGGGCAAGGAAGCAGUUUCAUGUUUCUGGUGCAUAGCCUUUUCUGCGUCAAUUGGCCCUUAAACACAUGAGGAUGAGCAUACAAGUGUGAAUAAGAGUAAAGCAUUAGGAGGGGAAUCUCCUCCCCCCAGCCUCACCCAUCAUGCAAAUCUCCCCAGCCUCCAGUUGCUACCCAUCACCCAAACUCUGAUCAAACAGGGUUAAUUUGGUGAUGAACUUUGAGUUUAGAUAUCUGCUUCAGAGGGACGCAGGUGGCCAUGUGGUCUAAACUACUGAGCCUCUUGGGCUUGCUGAUCAGAAGGUCGGUGGUUCGGUCCCAGCUCCUGUCAACUUAGCAGUUCGAAAGCACAUAGUAGUGCAAGUAGAUAAAUAGGUACCGCUCCGGUGGGAAGGUAAAUGGUGUUUCCGUGUGCUGCUCUGGUUUCGGUGUUCUGUUGCGCCAGAAGCGGCUUAGUCAUGCUGGCCACAUGACCUGGAAAAACUGUCUGAGAACAAAUGCCAGCUCCCUCGGCCUGUAAAGCGAGAUGAGAGCCGCAACCCCAGAGUUGUCUGAGACUGGACUUAACUGUCAGGGGUCCUUUACCUUUACCUUUUUUAUCUGCUUCAAACUCUGUCCAACAUACCCAGGUAACUUUGUGAAUCUGUACAACCCCUGAGAAAGGAUGAGAAUGUGCUUUUUGCUUUAUUUCAGAAUUUGAGCAACGGGGGGCGGGGAGACAAAGCAAAACAAUGUGUGUUGUCUUUCCCUCCCUCUUUCAGUUCCAUUGGAAGGUCUCAGAAGCCAAAGCCAGUUCGAGGAGAUGAGAACAAACUACAUCAGAGAGCUGGUCAAGGCAAUCGGGCUGCGGCAGAAAGGGGUCGUGGCUAGUUCGCAACGCUUCUAUCAGCUGACGAAACUUAUGGACUCCAUGCACGAUGUAAGUUUAUUUCAGCAAUCUGUAAGAUUAUCUUACUGUUACACACCACCCCAGUCUCUGAGCAGUGAAAGACUCCAAGGCUUCGAAGCUCCUGCCCAGGGUUCAUUUGCCUUGGAAUGAAGGUCAGCUGAGACUGUUUUGUCUUUAGGAUAUAUGCUGUCACCGUAUUUUUUGCUUUAUAGGACAUACCCGACCAUAGGACACACCUUGUUUUAGAGGGGGAGAACAAGAAAAAAAAUUCUCCCCCUCUCUGCUCAGCACCCCUUCAGCGAAGCGGCAGGAGAAACGAAGCCCCUUCCAUUUCUCCUCCCGCUUGGCUGAAGGGGCGCUGCGCAGCUCUCCCUCUCUGCUGAAGCCAGGAGAGUCUUGCUCUCCCGGCUUCAGCAAAAGGAACCCGAAGCCUUCGGAGCGCAGCACGAGUUCCCGCUGCGCUCCAAAGGCUUCAGGCGGCUAUCCCUGAAGCCUGGAGAGUGAGAGGGGUCAGUGCACACCGACCCCUCUCGCUCUCCAGGCUUCAGCGAAAGCAACGUGUAGCCUCCGGAGCAUGGAGGGAGCGCUCCCUCUGCGCUUUGGAGGCUUCACAUUGCUAUCGCUGAAGCCAAGGAGCCGGCAUUCUCUCCCCUUAAUUUUUGGAGGGGGAAAAGUGCAUCCUAUAGAGUGAAAAAUACGGUAUUUACACAUUUAUGCGUCUUCAUCCCUGCCCCCAAAAGAAAUCUGAAGCCGAGCUUAGGAUAGCAAUGUGCAUAUAUAUAUAUAUAUAUAUGCAAUUAUGCAAUCAUUUUCUCCUUGCUAGUAGGGGUGGAGAGGAAAUUAGGCUUGAGUUCUUACUUAAAGGCAAACCAACUUAAUUUGCACUUUCUGAAGCAAUAGGAGCUAUGAAAUACAGCCAUCCUUCGAAAUCUACACUUUUUUUUCAAAUUUUGCAAUUCAUUUCUCUAGCCCAGUAAUAAUGUGCACAGAUAUGCAUGUAUUGAGGAAAAGUGUACAUAAAAUACAUGAAAAUAACACACAAUGCAUUAUUUUAGGGGAAAUGGCUUUGCACAAAUGUGUACAUUAGGAAACAAUGCGUACAAACCUGUGUAUAUUUAAAGAUCAAUUUGCACUAAAAUGCCAGUGAAUUUUCAUGAGGAUUUAAAAGAAAUACCCUGCAAACUGGGGUGGAAAUAUGGAGACUUAAGAUUGGGGGGUGGGUUGAGAAACUGAGGGAAAGAGAAACUCACAGAUCGGCCCAUUCCCAAUUUAAUCACUAGGUCUCAUUCUCACAUUGCCACAGUAGCUUAGUGGUCACCUAGAAAUAUUCACCUGUCAUUUUGUCUCCCGCCGUGAAGUGGGAUGAGGAUGAGAUUGUGAGAAGCAGGGAAGAUGAGAGAGAAAAUAUAACUUCCUGCAUUGCACACAGCUUCAUAAGUAUCGGGCAAUUAUGGGAUGUGGGGGGAGGCAGAGUGAAGAACAACGUACAUUGUUUGGAUGAUUUAUUGGUUUUUUUAAAUUGUUGAUUUUCUUGUUAAAAAAUUAAAAAAUACAGCUUGUGAAACAACUCCAUCUCUACUGCUUGAAUACUUUCCUCCAAUCUCGGGCGCUGAGUGUAGACUUUCCAGAGAUGAUGUCGGAAGUGAUCGCUGCCCAACUACCCAAGAUUCUGGCAGGCAUGGUGAAGCCUCUCCUCUUUCAUAAAAAGUGAAAUGCUGUCUCUCUUGGCUGCCUCUAACCUCUCCCCAGCCCAGCCCCUUCUCUCAUUGGCAGAGAUAACACCCAGCAAAUGUACAUUUUUAAAAAAUUGUGGGAGUUGGUUCAGGGUUUGGGAUUUUGCAGUGCCAGGGUUUUUAGCCCGUGUCCGACACCUGUGAGUUUAUGCUCCACAAAUGUUCUUAUGGUAAAACUUUCUCCUAUUACUAUUCUUUUACAACAGGUUUUUCGGGGGGCGGGGGGGGUUAUCAUGACCAAUAUUUGUCAUAAGAAAUGUUUUAUAAUAGGCCUGAUUGAAUUUCUCCCGAGGAAUAAACAAGAGAUCAGUUUUGUUUCGUUGUUUUCUGAGAACGGAAAGUUACCUUGUACAUUUCCCCUCUUCAUAUUAUUCAUUUUUAAAUUUCUGCAAUGUAGUAAGGUUUUAGCUUUUAAUACAUUUGUGCGAGCACGUGGCUGUAUGUGUAUAUGUAUAUAAAAUGCAAAGAAUGUGUUGAAAAUAAAAUAUAAAUUGUCUUCUA